Messenger RNA from Xyrichtys novacula (pearly razorfish), 87854 nucleotides. Lineage: Eukaryota; Metazoa; Chordata; Actinopteri; Labriformes; Labridae. The record is from the annotation of a GenBank genome assembly.
AUAUUACUCCAAAUGUGUGAGUGUGCAGUCCUGCACAGAGCUGCUGCUGACAGUCUUUGCAUCGCAAACAGUGAGAGUGAAGGUGUGCAUGUUGCAGCGUUUCUACCUGCCAGAGUGACAGCUGACAGACUGACCGGAGGAAACGUGGAGAUAAGAGUGUUACAGGCGCAACUUUUGGGGGGAAUUAUGAGAAACGGGGAGCUGUGACUUUACAUCUGAUUGACAACUGUUAAGGUAAAAGAUAAAAUCCUUUUUAUCAUUAUUUUGGCUGAAUUUGGCGUUUAGUAUUUUACUGAAAGUCUUAAAACGUGUGUCUUUGAAUGCAACACACCUGUCCCAAACUAAAGACCAAAAAACACCUGUUUAUCUUUUUAGAGCGAUAUUUGUAAAAUACAUAGCAUAGUUUUAAUCUGAAAGUGUCAAUUAUGAAUAUUGGUAAUGCUUAUUUUAACGACCCAAGUGUCAAAAAACUACAAUCACCUGCUGUUUUAUUAUUAGGCUCACUGCAGGUCGCACUUUGACCUUUUUUAAAGCUACAGCCUGGUUGACAUCUGUUAAAUAUUCAAUUGCAUUACUUGAUUGGCAGCUGUUUAGAAAGGCUGAAUUGCUGCAUGCUAUUUAUCAUAAUGCUGCAUUAUAACAGGCCGGAAAAUACUCAUUUUAUGCAACAAGUUGCAAGGAAUUGUUGCUUUGUGUUUCAGCGCUCAUGGGUGAAGUAUCCCUGCCUUUAAUUAACCGAGAGAAAAUGGGUUAGUGUUGCACACGGAUGGUUGAGCGAUUUGCCUGUUGUAAUUAUGCUGCAACGAAACCCAAAAUUUGUAUUUAAUGACUUAAUUCAACAAAAAAAAAAAAAAAAAAAUAGUCUUCAUCCGAUCUUUUUAAGUAUUCAAACUCCAGUGCAUGCAUAUUCCAGCUUCACGCUCUGCAAAUCGUUCAGACCGUCCCAGUUUUAUUGCACGCAUAUUUUCAAUACCAAGUGCAGGGACCACACGCGCUGCUUCCCUCUGACCUCGCACACAAUCGGAUGCUCAGUUGGAGGCAAAUCUCGCGACGCGACGACGCAUGACAAGAUAAUUAUUUCCUCUCGUGCAAAGUGAAUCUCCUCUCUGUCUCUCUCACUUCACCAAACUGGGUCUCUGUACCUCCCUGAGCUUUUUAUAGAGGUUACUGAACCCAGACCUGUUUGCAGCCGCUGCAAGGAUGGAGGGUGACCAAGUGCAUCUGAACUCAACUGAGUGCAAUUUUGAAGUUUUCCAAUUUUGUUGCACUGUGUACCUCUACUCAUGCAUUUCAGAUGCAUAAUUGUACUUUUUCACAUUUAUUUGGCUGUCUCAUAGCUGUGGUUUCUUAUCAGAUUGUGACUUUAAAAUGAAUUUGAAAACUAAAGAUGAGUAUUCUGUACAGAGUUUGGAACAAGUGGUUCAUGACCCCUUUUGUCUUGUGACCUCUUGUGACAAACAUGCCGUGUCUGGUUGGGGCUCCUUGACACGAUACAGAUGUCUUUGAGCUGUCAGCACUUCCACCUAAGAGACAUUUCCCUCUUAACCUUUCACAUAGUUUCAUUUUAGGCAAGAGUAUUGGGGUCAAACAGGGAAAUGAUCCAAAAUUUCAGACAAUAGUGAAGAUAUGAUUUUGAUUUUGUUUUAAUUUUCUGUAGUUUUUGUCCUCUAGAUGACAAACCUGAGAAUCUCUUCAAUCACUGAUCAUUUACAAGGAAAGCUUAAGCUGCAAAUCUCAGCUCAUAAUCUCAAUUUUUAACCUCAGACUAAGUGAUAUAUGACUGACUGGUUUUAAAUGCAGUUUCCACGGUGAGCAAAACCAGGAAUAUUAAUGUUUAGUUGACUAAACAAUUAAAUGUCACCCUUUCUACUUGGUGCCUGACUUGCAAGUUAUUCAAACAAACUAUAAUAUUUUAUUACCUUUACAUAAGUUAUAUGAUACAAUGCAAUCUAAUGAUGGUAAUUCUUUGCAAAGACACAAGAGGUACUGUUUUGUUCACAGGGGGAGCCAAAUCAACACUUACACAGGAGCUUCAGAGAGCACAUACUAGCUUUAACUCAGCAUCUAUCUGCUGUUGUUCAUGAUACAUGUUUGCAACAGGUCCCGUCUGAAUUAAAAGUAAUCUAAGAAGCAGCUUUUUACUGUCAAAUAGGCACUAAUAAAUCAGAUGUUAAUGUUAUUUCCUGCAAUAUGUUUAGUCUUUGCAAAUACCCACAAUGCCAUAUUGGUGGAGCUGUAAUUUAUCGUGUUACACUGAGUCCAGUCCCUCUGUAGUUCCUCUUACGAUAUUUUUCAGGUUUUGUUUGGUCUUUGUGUUGCUUUGUCCACCAUUAUAGACAGGAGAGGGCAAACAGAGGCUCAGGCUUUACUUUCCCAUCCUCCCCUGUUGGCACAGACUCACAAAGCCCAGCUGAGUGUGUGAUAAAGUGUGAUAUCCCUCCAAACUCAGUGUGAUUUAAAGAUAAGUCACUUCAUGCUACAAACACACACUCAGUGGGCACACAAACACUCAUAGACAUAGAUUUUAGUGGGAUCUCCUAGCAGCCCUAAUGGUUCCUGCCUCGCUUCAGUCUAAAUGUCAACCUGACCCCCCACCCACAACCUCCAUCCUUCCUUGAUGAGAAAGUCCAGACUGAGCGCCUUUUAACGACUUGGUCAAACACUCUCAGAUCCGACGCCGGGGCUUGUGGGAGUUCAACACCCGUUGACUCCAGGGAACCGCAGAUUUAAUUUGAUCCCUUAGAGUUACCCAUGUCUGACACCACCUACUGUCAUGAGUCCUAUCUGUUUGUCCUGUGUCGACCAUAUUUGGUUUACAUCAUGUGCAGCGUGGGAAACUCUUGAGUAAAUGUGCUCAGCUCAGAGUAAACAGUCCUGUGUGUUCCUGUGAGGGAGUGUGACUUGACCAUCUUAAUCCAAAGAAGGCUGGAACUAACUGGGAUUCUAGUCUGUUUAGUUCUUGACGUUAAAAAUGUGACUUUCAGUCUGCUUUUGAUUAAGCACUGAAGCAUUUUGUCAUAGAUUUUGGACAAGUACUUCAUCAUGUUUUCACCUGCUGAUGACAUGAUGAACUGUAGGUUUAAUAUGUAUUUAUGUCUCCUAAAAAGUGGCUUCAGAGACAAUCCCUCUCCAAGGGAAUGCCUCACUCAGAUUAAUGUGCCCAUUUUCACUCCUGGCUUUGACACGAGGAUGUGUUGGAAAGCUGCCAUAACUAUAUCUGUCAAAGCGCUCUUCAUUUUUCACAUUUUGGAAAUCCCAUGUGGUGAAAGACUUGAAAUGGAAACACCGCAGCAGCUGGAGUCACAGUAAAACUUCAGGAGCUGCUUUUAAAAAGUAUCUCUUAUGAGUUUACUAGACAAUUCUAUCAAAUUACAUGAUGGAGACUGAAAUAUUUGACAAAACAUCAAUACAGUAAUAUAUCACAGUCAUGUCAUAAAAUUACCUCCCCUCUGUGCAUAAUUUCACUAAUUUAAUAAAAAAAUAACACAAUGCUCUAAACAUAUUGUCCUGCCAACUUGACUGAUCAAGUCACUCCUUAAGAAAUCCUUCCUGUACUUAACCUUUUAGAGGUAUCUGGUAUUCUUCGAGGGAUUGAAUGUAAGAAUGAAUCAAUAUAUGAUUAUACUGCAAUUUAUCUGGUAUCUUAGGAUCGCUAUGUCCUGACAUGAUCAAUAUUGUGGGCUAUGAUUGGAUAUCAUAUGGUAUUGUACCGUAUGGUAUUGUAAUGUGUUGCGACAUAUUUUGUCAUAUUGCAUAAUUUGUUGUGUAAUGUAUCAUAUACUGUGUAUUUUUACCAUUUUGUUUGUUAUUGUAUUGGCUCAUACCAUAUGGUGUUAUACCGGCUUAUAUCGUAUUAUAUCCUAGUGUAUUGUACAACAUAUUUACGUAUUGUAUCAUAUUGUAUCCCCUUGUAUCAUCGUAUUCUAUUGUAUCUUAUCAUAUAUCAUACAGUAUUGUACUGUCUUGUAGCUUACCAUAUUAUUUUCUAUCAUAUCACAUCACAUUGUACUGCCACAUAUUGUGUCAUAUUCCAUUGAAUCCUGUAGUAUUCUGUCGUAUCUUUUCCAGAGAUAAUAUAUUUAUAAUGACCACAUUUUUAGAGAUUUUAAUCUCUGUAUUUACUUACUAUUUUUGCUUUCUUUAUGAUCUCAGAUAACGGGACAGAGACCCAAAAAUCUCUUGUGGCAGAAUGUUUUAUUUUGUCACAUGCUGAAAAAAAGCCCACCAAUCAUGAUAUGAGCUUAAAUCAUGAACCAUCGGCCAACCUGUUUUCAUUAUCAUAUUGUCAUUCCUUGAAUCGUACUGUAUAAAAUGGAUUUGUCUUUUCAGAGGGAAGGAGAUGGAGAACAAGGCCAUGUAUCUGAGCACAUACGAGGAGAGAGAGAACGGCUCUAUGUACGAGGACGCCUACGAGGGACGCAACCUGUCCAAACUCAACCUGUGUGAUGAAGGUAAGUAGGAGACAAGAGAGUUUGACUGGGUUAAAGGUCCUGAGGAACUUUCUGAUUGGUUCCCCCUGUGGACAAAGUGGUAACUGCAACGUUACAGAUUACAUGUCGUCCUUAUGAAAAUGGUGUUCAUCGACAAAAGAUGAAAUUUUUGACUCACUAUGAAUGUUUGUUGUAGGAAAAGAAACUCAGAUUGUUCUUUAGAUGUACGCAUGCCCCCACAUCAGUAAACAGCCUUUAGUAAUUACAACAUAGAUGUUGUCAGUUUGGCCAUUAUUGUUCUUAUUAGCUUUGGUACAUCAUAGAGACACAUAAGCUUUUUACUUCAGUAUAUUUUAUAACCUUCAAAAACCCCCUUACUGGAGCUUUAAGGUAACAAUUUUAAGAUGAAAACACACGGAUGCCCCAUUAAAUCUGUUUGUUAUAUCAUUAAGCUGAGACAGAGAGGGCCGCCGCACCGUCUUUAAAAGGUUUUGAUCCUUCAAGCACAGGAAUGAGACCGCCGAAAAGUUUCUAAAAAAAGUCCCAGAAAGGUUCAAUUUGUAAAUUAGUUUUUUAACAAUAUUAAACAGUUUAUAGACUCUCAAAAUUGUUAGUUAAAAAAUGGACAAACGAAGAGAGAUGGAAAGAAAGGGAAAUUCCACUGAAUCGUUUAUUCAUAUAAACAAAAACGCCCACACACACACAUUAAUAACCAACACAGACUCAGCUGAGUACACACACACACACACACACACACACACAGAAGCAAUGCUGUCACCACUUGGCAUUCGCUCCCCUCUUGCUAUGGUCAUCUAUGAACGCCAGGAAUGUCCAGGAGCAACAUCUGCUGGAGUGUGUGUUUCUGUACAUUUGCGUGUGUGUGUGUGUGUGUGCGCAGGUGCAGCUGCAGCAAAUCCACAGCUGACCCACUGGUGUUCUCAGGUUUCGGCCGAGAGCUCUUCGAGUUUGGUGGGAAAGUCUUAACUGGAGAAUUUUGUUGACAUUUUAAUGGAGAGUGGACAAAGGCCGCACACAUCAGAUCGACCAUCUCCGCCCAACUUUUCUAAUCCAGGAACAUUUUCACACCUCGUUCAAUUAGAGCGGAUAUUCACGGACAUGGCACUGCUGGUUUCUUUGGGGUGCAGUAGAAAGAGAGCAAAACAAAGCAGUUAAGAGGCGUCUAUGAGAGUGUGAUUCAAACCUGAUUCUCACAACCGGAGCCUGUGUUUAUUAUGAGUCAAUACACUAUGAAUUGUGGGUAGAAACAGGAAGGAAAGUCAUGGUUUAUGGGGUAAAAUGUUGUGACUUCUGGCAGUUAUGUCGCCAUCUUUGUUGUCAAAUCUCUCCACCCAAAUCUCACAGGAGCACAUUCUGAUUAAAUUGACAGUGACAUGUUGAUGUUUGAGUGCACACACCUAGAUCAGCACAUACAGAGCAGCUCUUUUAGGGUGACAUACACGAAAUGUCAACAUGACCGCAAGUCACAGUCAGUGCCAGACCUUUAUACAGCACCUCCAUUCCCUCCUAUUGUUAAACGCUGCUUCAGUAGGUGCUGACACAUUGCGCUAGUGAAGCGGAGGCAUGUACAGAAGUGAUUGGGCUGGUGGAGCCGAGUAAAUAACGUCACGCUCGUACUGCUAGCCAAAACAUUCAGUGUCAAAGAUCCCUCAGGUCUGCACAGCUGUUAAAGGAAAGUUUUCAAAACUGUUUUUAAGUCAUAUUAAGGAUGAACGUUCAGGGUAUUUUAAGUAACUGAUUUUAGGAAAUUUUAACAUUUAAUCAAAGAUUAUUCAUUAAAAAAUUUACUCAGAUUUUUUCCAAUUCCAAAUGCGUUUUUUCUAAAUCAUGUGUUUUUUACCCAGAAUACCAAAAAGGUGGGUGAAAUGCAGGGUUGCCAGGUGUACGAUAAUCAUCGUAUUUGUACGAUAUAUUUGCCUUCUGUACGAUGUAAGAUCAGUAACCCAGAAAAAAAGGCUAAAGGUAUGAUAAUUUGACAGUUUUGUGAACGUGUGGUGCAAUUGGAUGGUCUCAGUCUACCAGACACUUUGUUUUUCCGUUUUAUUUGUGAACACUAAAGGCAUCGUUUGCCAUGUAAUGUUUCCAUCCAAUCAUAGUUUGAGUGACAUUAGUCGCCAAACAAUGAGCAUGAUUUGCUGUCAAUGAGCACCGCUGAAGAGAACGGUCAUGAACGGGAGCCAAUUCCUCAUGUGAGGACAAGUUGAUUUGUGUCUAAAAUAAAUUUCACUAAGUGGAGUCAAAUAUCUUUUUUUUUUUUCUUGUCAGUUUCUAUUAAUAUUGGUUCAAAAAGGCAGGUGGCCUCAAGGUCUCAUGAUUUGGCUCAUUAGUCAUUUGUCAUUUGUUUAAAGGGGACGCAUUAGCAUAACACUGAUGUGGGACGAGUCAGUAAAUGACCACAAAAUCGUGAGUGCCUAGGACACUAAAGAGAGUGAUGAUAUGUGACUAUCAUGCAACGGUGAGAUUGUUAUUUCGAUUAUAACUGGAGUAUGAUAAUUUUCCAAAAAUAUGAUAAUUUUGAGUCUCUGGUGCAAUAAUUCUAUAUUUCCCAUCUGGCAACACUGGUGAAAUGUGUCCAUGCUUUAUUGCAGCUGUGUAGGGCCGUACUGCUAGUUAAUAGCAACAAAAUAAUAUGAUGCUGUAUAACCAAGAUGUAAACAAGCACAGAUGAUCUGAGGUCAGAUGUCAGUAUUUUAGUCCAGAAAAUGGAAAUAAAGUUGUGCGGAGGUUCUGUCUGGUUAACCUGAGCACUCGAGUAGAAACAGAAAGUUGCCACUUCAUGAGUUCAUACCAAGUUGAUGACCUCCCUACUCACCUCCAAACUCUUAAGAAAGUAUCACCAUGGUCAUGAAUUAAUCUAGCACAGCUUCGAUAAUGCCCUAAAAUAAUGAGCAGUUUAUAUUCCUCAAACUCUCAUGUGUGUUGCAUUAAGGCUAGAAAAGCACAGACAACGAUGUGAUAAUUUCCCCAUUAAGCUCCAGACAGCUGAUUUAAUUUCCUUGUCUGUUUUUUAUGAUGUUUUUAUGAUGUGUUGUGUUUUGUUUGUUCUAUAAAGUUUGUCUUAUGGAGUCCAUCAUGUCUCCAACUGUGUCAGACGAGCUUCAAGUCCAUUUUCUGGUCCUAUACAUUCCUUCUUUGUGACACACAUCAGAGCCAGCUGUGUUUGUCUAAUGCUGGACAAGUGUGUGUGUGAUUCUUUCAUCGUCACAGGGGAAGUGUGCGCCUCUGAGUGUGUAAAUAUGUGUGUGCAUAUUGCAGCAGGCCACCAGUGUUCACUGACAGAUUGUCAUGGUCCAAAUGAAAGCAUGAUGUUGGGAGGCCGCGGGAGAAUCAGUGUUUAUAUUUUAAAGUCAGACCGAAGUCAUGAGGAGUAGAGACUCUCAUUAAAACCUAAUAUACAUUAGACUCUCAUUAUAACACAAUAUUGUUCCAGGGGGUAUAAUAUACUUGAUAAUUCACAUGUCAUAUGGACCACAGGGAUUUCACAAAGCUCAUUUAUGCUCCUUAUCCUCUGCUGGACCUGUUGACCUUAAGGGCUUUAUUUUGGUUCAGACCCUCUUUUAUCAACCACGAGCAUCAAAACACAAACAUCUGGUCAGGAGUGGAAACUGACCUCUGGCGUUAUGCUAAUAACCCAGUUUCAUUUUGAAGGGUUUAUUCAUUUAUUUACUUAUUGCUUUAAAAAAAACAAAAAAAAAAACUUCAAGAUAACCACUUUUUUUUUCUUCCAAAGCCAGAGAGAGAUAAGAAGAAAUGCAAAUAUUGGACACAACAUGCUGCUUCUUCCAGAACAGUCUGUUAUACUUUAUUUCCAGUGUGUUCAGCUUUCUUCCCUAUUUUUGCCACUAUUUUUCUUCUCAAACAAAAAAACAAAACAAAACAUGAGAAUGACGGAAUUUAUUUGAGUUCAUCAUUAUACCGACACUGAAUCCACCAGAUUCUAUAACUAGACCUGUUUCCAUAGCAACAAUAUGCAGCUGUGAGAUAACAGACCCUUGCUGUGCAGUAUUGACCAAUCAGAAUCAGGAGUUUAAUACAACCUUAUGAUAAGGCGAGAAUAAAGUAUAUUUUAAGGUUAUUUUAUUCACAUUUUGUUUCUAUUCAUAUUUUCACCAUCGUAGGACCUACCUAGGACUGCACAUCCCCAAAUGCUAUUCACAGUGUCUGCAGGGGAUACAAAGACUUUCCAUAUUUUUAUAAAAGUAUUCUCACCCUGAUUUUGAUUAUCACACCAUUUCUAAUCUGGUUUAUUUGGUCUUUUUCAGGCUCUGCCAAACGUCGCAGAAAGCAGGAUCAGUGCUGCGGUCAUCUCAACUCCCUCUCAGCUAUCAAAUAUGCCAUCGUCUCCCUCUACAUCCUAGUACUGCUCACCAUCUUUGGACUCUGCCUGGCAGGUACGUGUUUGUGGGUGCACUUAAAAUGUUGUUCUGGUGAUCACAUCCUAGGCUGUUGGUGGAUGUAGCUGGAACCUUUGCAGUAGAAAUCAGGCCCAGUAUUGACCUUUUCUUUAUGAUUCCUCCCCUAGUCUGCUAAUCCAGUGCACACACCACAGCAGGAGCCACAUUUGUCAACAUAGCUGUCAGUCAUGGCGUUUUAUCCAUUUUAUUGCAUCUAAUUAUUACUUAAAAUCUCUGAAAUAGUCGAAAUUAUAAAAACCAACUUUAAUAAUGGAGACAAUGUCUGAGAAAAAUGUUUUGACAUAAUCUGAUUUUUAACUGUGACACAUAACCCAUCUGUUAUGUUGGAGGCGGGCUUUUAAAACCUAUACUGCAGCUAGUCAACAGGGGGAGCUCUAAAUGUCAGUUUCACUGUUUAGGAGUCUUUACAUCAUCUAAAUUUUAUGGAGUAUGGUUGGUACAAACCAUAUAGGUUUUUGUUAGCAGCCCCUCAAAAAUGUGAAAAUGUAGCAAAAAUAAAACAAAAAAACGAACUUUUUUUUUCUUUCCUUGGCGAUCUACAGAUGUCUUAGUCCAAAGGAAAAGAAAAUAAAGAUCAAAAGAGACUUGAGAGUGAGUGCUGUAGUUUUCUACACAGCUCACACUGAAAUAAAGAGCACAUUGUCUGUUUAUUGUCCUCAGAGCCCUGUUAUGUAGAUGACAUCACCAUCCCUCAAGGUCGAAGUGUAAUGGACACACACAUAGACCACAAGACCCACUUAGUCUGAAGUAACACUCUGGGAUGUGGUCUGAAACCUGACUCCCAUUUUAAACUGUCUGUUCUGGUUUAGCAUUGAGAACAUACAAACACACAUACAGCGACUACAGUCAUGUUAAAUACAGCCUAAACUCCAGUAAUGUGAAGCUCUGCUGGUGAUUUUAUGAACUUUAUGACUCUUAUUUGGUGGUUUUGCUGCCAAAUCGGUUGAAAUGUUUGACAUGUCAUGUCAGGAAGCACAGAUCUCUGUGUCUCUUAGAGGCAGCCAACAUCUGUCCAUGAAGUUUUCCUGAUCUGAAAAGGAUUAUGGGUAAUUGUCUUCUUUUUGUUCAUCUCAGACUGAUGAAGGAAUUUAGCCUGAUUCAAAAACUGGCACCACAUCAGAUUUUCCAGAAGAUUCAGACCACGAUAAUGUUGUUUAUACAGCCUGAGAAGGGUCAGGUUUCAACACUCAGCAUCUCUUGAUUGUAGAUAAAGUCAAAAGCAGUUCUAUGUUAGAAAAAAAUUCAGGAAGCAUGGCUUGAUUUUUAGUGAUUUGAUCCAUCAGUACCAGUCUGAACAUGCCACUUGAACAGCUUAUUCUAACUCCAGUCUGAUAGCUCCUCAGUCACUUUGUGUUAAAUUAUGACCCUCUGAUGAUUUGCCUGAGAGUUUUACUCAACAUGAUGUUAUAAAAAAUCAAUUAGUUGCAUUAAUUUAACUAAAACUAGUCUGACUGACACUGCACAAAGCUGAAUAUCUUGUAGUCAAGACCAUAACACGUCUUGAUACUGCAGUAAGGAAUCCGUUUUCCCUUGCAUUUUAGACGCACACCAGCAUAGAUGCUCUGCAUGCACAUGCUUUCUCAAGAGAGUCAAACUAUACAUAGAAAGAAGCUAUAGCAGUAAAAUGAAGACAAUGAUAUUGGAGCACAAACAUGCCUGUAAAGUUUUGCAUCUUUGUGCAGUUUGCUCUUGUGUUGUUUCUGACUGCUGAGAGGAGCUGUCAGCAUCUGCACUGUUUGCCGUUCAGAGUCUGCUGUGCAGUUUCAUUCUUAAAGGGCUCACAUGCUGGUACUGCUCACAGCUGUUUGUGAGUAAGAGAUUUUGUUGCAACACUGUCUUUCAGUUUAGGUGAGCAAUCUAUUUGUGAAAACUGGUCCCCCAGCAGAAGGAAGAUGCAAAGUUCUAUGCAGAAGAAGCUCUAGUAAAUGCAUUUUCAGUAUGUUUAAAUGCAAUGAUUGUAGCUUGAUUGAGCAAUUUAACUGGACUACUCUCUGUCCCAGUUUACAAGCACUAGGCGAUAAUCAAAUUAUUGACAGAUGCACAUACCCCUCAGCUACAGCUGGUGGCCACAUGCCUGUUUUAGCUUAGCAUAGCAGACAUGUUAGCAAGAAUGAAAACACUGUCACUUUUACUGCUCUGAUAUAACAGCCCCAUCUUUUUUCACAGCCUUUCUCCAUGUGUUGAGGUUUUAUUUACCACUCAGCUUCCUAGCAAUGUAUUCAUGCUGUUUAUGCUAUCCAAACUUUUGGGCCUGUGCAGAACACCCAGGCCAGUUUCCGUCCAAGUAAGAGUAUUUAUGGAAAAGAAAACUGAUCCCUAAAUUCAUUAUUCUGAAAUGUUGGUUUGACCACGAAUAUUUGAUUUAGUGUAAUUUUGGGUGGACUAACGUGUUGACUAGGGAUGGAAUCACCAGUGGCCCCACAAUACGAAAUUAUCACAAUACUUGGGCCAUGAUACGAUAUUCUUGCAAUUUUUAACAUUUUUCAAUAUAGUGAGUAAUGCAACACUACAUGUUGCGAUCUAUACAAUUUUUUCAACUGUUUAGCUAAUUUAGCAUUUGUCUUUCCUUUGUGUUUUUCUUAUUUAUGCUGUAUUUUAUUUUCAUGUAGCACAUCUUGAAAACCUUAUCUUUCUCUCUCUCUCUCUCUCUCUCUAUAUAUAUAUAUAUAUAUAUAUAUAUAUAUAUAUAUAUAUAUAUAUUUACACUAACUUUCUCCUGCUCUAUGAUGUCACCUCUGCCAACCUCACUGGACAAACAGUUGAUUUUAUUUUUCCAUUAUCAUAGAUUUGACUUCAUAUUAACAAUUAAUUUAAAAAAAAUCAAUACUUGGUAAAUGAGACGAUACGAUAUAUCACCAGACAAAAUAUUACGCUGAAUCAAUUUUUAAACAUCAGUUUCAGUCAGACUGUUGCAGUAGGUCUUUUUUCUGCUGAUACUGUCUUACGUCAUAUCAAAUGAGAACAUCAGAUCAAAACAGACUCACAUCCCAAAAAUAUGGUGUUAAAUAAAAGGCAAAACGUCCAGAUUUCUGCUCUAAAGUUGUCAGGGACUUGUGUCUUACUGAAGGAUUACGUUAUGUAAUAAAGGAUGGAGAGUAGUCAUUACCACCAAAACACUUCCCCAGCUGUAAAAAAGUGGAAACUACCCGGUACCAAAUCAUUCACAGUGCUUUCCUGAGCAGUUGUAGGUACAAACAGAGUGUCGUCCAAACACCACAUGUUGCAGUGAUUGGAACAAAUAAUAGAGACCAUAAUGUGGAAAUGUGGGCCCAUGAGUUUUGGAAAAUUAGCAUUAGCUUUUGUUUUUUGUAUCACUGGGUUAGUAACAUGGUGCUGUAAUAUAUUCCAUCAUCUUCAGAGCUGCUGCAGACCUUUCUCUGUAUCCUGGUUCAUUUGGAAAAACCCUGGCCUGCUGCCCCAGUAGCCUCAUGGCCAACUCACUCCUGUGUGUGUGUGUGUGUGUGUGUAAAUGAGAGAGCUCUGGAGGUGUGUAAGACUUUAUAGCUAUUACCUUCUGCGAAUCCUGCUGAGGCCUCCUUGUAAAUGUCAGCUCUGUUAUUAGAGGAAGGGAGGACAAAGAGAGGCUGAUAGAGACAGAGAGAGAAGGGGAGAGAGGAGGAGAAAUUAAGGCAGAUGGAGUUAGAAAGACAAGUGACAGACCCAGAAACAGGUUUAUAAAGCUGUCUGGCUCAGUACCAGCAGUAGAUCCUGGAGGACUCUGCGCCCUUACUAAACCUAAUUUCAUUUCAAGACCUCCCUUCCCCCAAGCUGCCGUAACCACAGGGCUGGUGCCACUAAAUUCCCAGGCUUGGAGAUGUAGUUUGGAGCUGCUCGGCUGUCGUCACAGAGCGAUCUGGUUGUUUAAGGCUUUUAGAUGAGGUUGUUUUAGAAAAGCAAUCAAACUGGGCUUUUCAAACGACCUCUCUUCAAACUAAAUGCCAGCCAUCCAAAAGUCAGUCCACUUUAGCUGUACAGGAGGCCCUUCAAACACACUCAAAGUCGCUGCCAGCUCUCCAACAUGAACACAGACUUAACUUAUCCACAUUUGCUUUUUGUUUGAAAUCUUGACUUUGACUUCUUGUUUUUUUUCUUUCUUCUGAGUGGCCUCCUUGGCUUUCUCCCAACUUUAAGGCCCUUUAAGCAUCUUCUGUGCAUUCAAACACAACCAUACUUCAUUGCUGGAAGGAUCACUGAGCCUCAUCUUUCAUUAGAAACAUCUGCAUUCCUGGCAUGGUUGGUGAAAUAUAGCAUUUUCAAUGUCAGGGCUUCUGAUCCUAAAUCUUAGCUCUGGAUAAGCAGAAGGGAGGAGGGGGGAAAAAAGCAGAAACAGGGCAGAUGAAUUCUAAAUGACAGGAUGAAUCCUCCCCCAUUCAUCAUGAGGGUCAGGACAGCUUUAUCAGGCUGCUAUCUCCAAGUAGAGUGGACUUCAGAUAGCUUCAGUCAAAAGAAGAGGCUUUGGUCACAUGUUAAAAGCCAGCUUUUAAGCCUGAGCUUUAACAUCCUCGAGCCAGGAGCCAGACUUUUAUCAUCUCCGAGGCGCCUGCUGGAGAAACGUCUAUCUUUGGAGUUACUUGUUGUGGCUGAAGAAGAGGAGGACCAUUACUCAGGAGAUGUGCUUUGUCUUCUGUAGCAUUAAAGUGACACUGGACCACUGUACAUGUUGGCAAGCGAUUGGUGGCAUGAUGUAACAUUUGAAGAUUUGACUUCCCAGAAACCCUGUGGGCAGAUCCAAGUCAGAACAACUGAACUCUGUCCUCCCUGUGAACACCUACACAUGGGAAGUGCCAGAUUCUUCUUUUGGCGCUUGCCCUGCAAUGCAUACAUUACAUUAAGGGUUUUAAAAGGUAAUUAUUUACACCAGGGCACUGUGAACUUCCAGUAUUUCUUCAAGUCCUAGUGACUUGUCAGUUUGAGCCACAGACAUCCUUGGUCAGGUUCCUUCUUGAUGCCAUACACUUAGUUCUGCGCGCUUUGCAAAACAAUGACGUGAUGCAUCCUAAGAGGCAAGGGCACUCCAUAAAAGUAGAGUCAUAAAUAGAGUCAAGGAUUCUGGCACCUUCUUUCGAUGUGCAAGGGGAGGGUAAAAAGUAGGGAUGGGCGAUAUGGGCAAAAAAAAUUUAUCACGAUAAGAUUUGCCAUUCUGGCGAUAACGAUAAAAGUCCAGAUAAAAAUAUUACAAUUACAAUUUAUAUUUUUGACUCAUUUUGUCUUGAGAACACCAGUUGGCAUAGUCAAAUAAGAUACUUAACCACAAGUUUGAGUGGAAGGUUAGGGAGAAAACUAAUGACAUCAAAGAAGUCUCCAAUGUGAAAACAUUUUCAACAUUUGUUGAAAACUCUAAUUGAACAGAGUGAACAGCAGCAGAUCCACUGUCCGAUGUCAGGCAUACCUGAUUGCACUUGUCCAAACCUCAAUCUUGAAGGCAAUCCAUCAUGUGGAGCCUGGUUCAGUAACAAGCUGCUGAGAAACGUGUUUCUCAUGUUUGUUUGCUAUUCUGCUAUGUGUGGGCUACGGCUGCGAGUCCAUUGCUCGCGCUUACAUUAUCAACCUGCAUCUAUCGUAUUCAUCAUGAGAUGGCAAAUAUUUAUCAUGAAAGAUUUUUCUGAUGACAAAUCAUGAAUGAUAAUUUAUCGCCCAUCCCUAGUAGAAAGGUCUAAAAAGAUUGAAACUCUGGUAACACUUGCAGGUAAUGAAUUACUGUAUUCAAAAAUUAAUGCUUUUCAGCUCGGAGCUUUUACCAGGGCCAUUAUAAAACAUACAACAUGAUUUGAAUAAGGUCAAUUUUCACAUCUAAUCAAAUGCAGCUACAUGGAUGUUAGCCAAUGGGGUCGCUGCAUGAUAGACUGGGCAUGUAGUCAGGUAGAUUCAGGCCAGAUACUCAUCUGGUCAAGUGUCCAAUGAGGGACACUGGUGAUGAUAAGUCCAUGAAUGGUUAUGCAAAUUGCUAAACCAUUUGGCAUUCUCUGCAGCUGUAAACUUGUGUGAAGUUCUUGGGUUAAAAUUUGGUAAUUCAUCCUCUUAUUAUUUAAUUUUUUAUGGGCUAUCAAGGUUUAACCAAUAAUUGUAUUGCAGGAAACCACACCUUCCUACUUGAUUAGGGCCAAUUUGUUUAAAUCUUGAGUGAGACUCUGAAAACUUUCCUGACCUUCUUAAAAAGAAAGCAGAUGCAGUUUCUGUCUAAAGCUGCUCUGUUUAUGUUGUCUCACCACGAGCAUUCAUGCCGAAUGUUAUACCAACAGCUGAAAGGUGUUAACUCCUUUUUUAUGUUGCAUAACUUUGUUCAGAUGUGCAUCCAAGCUAUUGCCAUAAACUUUGGAGAUCUGACCAUCCUAAAGAUGACUUCAUACUCAAGUCUUUAUUGUCAUUUUUGAUGGAAAGUAACCAUGGCAACAGUUGUGGUUCUCCUUGCACUUGUAGCAGGACUGAAACCAAAAACAGAUUUAAUUUAGAAACAUAUAAGCACAAUGCUCCAUCUUAUCUCUGGAUUUGAUUAAAUAAUCCAGAAAAGACCAAAAUGUUUUAAUAUCCUGUGUUUCUUCACUUCACUGUUCAAACCCCAAACAACAUCUCUGAUUUCUUGAAAAUCCAUCUCUUUUCUGUGGAGAAUUAGGAUGUUUUUGUUUGCUUUGAGGCCAGACUUUACUGCGAAUACCUCCUGCAACAUCUGGAGCGAGUUCCCUGAAAAACAGGUUGUGUAAAACACCAAACAUACACAUGUAACAGCAAGAGAUUAGCCCAUAUAUGGGCUUACAGGCAGAGCUAGGACUGAAAAGGGCCUGGGUGUUCAGAGCAGUAGGAUUAGAUGGUCUUUGCACAAUUUGUGCUUUUAUGAGCUGGAUGGAGAUCACAGGCAUUUGAAAGUAUCUGUGUUCUUUGGUCUGGACCCACCUGCUAUUUUUACUCCAGGUUUAACUGGCACCUGAAUGAUUGGUGACAAGAGCCCCACGUUGUGUUUCCAGGUUUAUUUUCCACCAGUGUGUGUUGCAGAUCUCCAAACAGAGCCGACAUGCUUCUCUGCAGCUUGCUGUGUAGGUGCAGCUGAGUCAUGUUUUCCAGUCAGAGCAAACAUGCAGCUCUCAGGUUUGGCGAGGUUCUGCUCUUUUCCUCAGCCAUUUAAUUGCUGGAAAACAUGAUGUUGAGUUUGUUAUUCUCCUUAUAAGCCAUGAAAUCUUUGAGCUUGAGUUUGUAUCCUUCACUGAUAGCUAACAGGCAUGUUAUUGCCAGGCAGAAGUAAGCAAUGGACCCCCGGCACGGAAACAGCUCAGGGUUAUUUUGCCCUCAGUAGAAAAUGAUUUGACCGUGCGUUUGUUAUCAUCAUUACAUUUACGCUUUACAUCAAAAUUUCCUGCAACAGAGCGAUGAUAAAUUGGCUCGAGGACAGCAGGAUAUUCAUAGUUUGAUAUUUUGACAGUGUUUUGUUCUGUUGCUAUAGACUGAUUCAUAGAGACUUGUCCACCACAUCAACAGACACUUCAGUAAAUAAGAGGUGGGGCUAAGCAUGGACUUACAUAACAGGUUAUACUUUGACAAAUCAGAGUAGUUUGUCUCUUUUGUCAUCUCAGCUCUUGCUGGUAAGUUUCAAGAUUUAUAUCAAAAGUUUAAAAUGUGAAACAUUGCGAUCUAAUACUGUCAAACUAGCUGUGUUGUUUUUCUUGACUGUGUUGCUCUGGUAACCGUAUAUCUGUUCCUGUUACAUGAUGCUCAAGUCAAGUAGUUUUAUGGCAGUUUAACCAGACACAGCCUUGAUUUUCUAGAUUGAAAUACUAAUAAACCUGGGGCGCUACUGGCUUUGCGGUCUAAUCCCCUUAUAUGGAGGUUAUGCCCAUGUUUUGGCUUCUUGUGAACAUGCCACUUCUCAUUCUCCCUCCUCAUUUCCUGCUCUACCUGCUGUCCUAUCAUCUCAAUUAAAUGGACUUCAAGCCAAAAGAUAUACCAUGCUGAACCACUAUUUGCCAUCUUUGCAUUUAAGUAUUACGACACUUCGACUAGUGGCAGCUGGAUACACAACAGCUUAGAUAUGACCAGCAUUUGAUCAACAUUUAGGAUCAACAGUAAUGAAAACAUGGAUAAUCCUUUUAACUGAUCCAGGACACUGAUACUGACUAGAGAGGUUUAAUGCUUUAAUCAACUUAACACAGAUCCCUACCAGCUCAAGAGAAGCACUCUGAAAGUGGGGUAGUGUGCAUUGCUACUGCAGAAAAUGCUGUUAGUGGACACAGGCCCUAACUCACCUCUUCUCUGCCAGCUUUUCUUCGGCUUCAUGUUUCACAGGCAAAAAUCUUGAGACCUGAACUCCUUAUAAAUACAAAUAUAUACCAUCCAUAUAAAUGAACGACGUCGCUUUAAUGCCAUUUCCGCUGUGUUAUGUCUUUUAGCUACAUAAUGCAGGAGUUUUAUGCACAUAUGUCAGGAAUGUUAAUAUGCAUACUUUUAAUACACAGAAUUCUACAGGGAUUACAGGUACAGCUGCAAACAUGCCAGAUCCAGCCUUUAACUAGAUUUGACUUACUCUUUACUUUGGUCCUGCACUGGAAAUUAUUAUGUCUGAAGAGGAAAGCCCACCUUCUCUGCUCGAAAAACUCACACUAUUUUGAGACACUACUGAGGUGAAGGACGCUAAGAUACCUCACGAUUUGAAAAACAAACUCAGGCUCGGUUUACCCUGCCUCCAGUCUUUGGAUUAUGUUAGCUUCUUAUGGGAGCAAACACUUUUUCACAACAUGAUACGAGAUAAAACCUGUCCUGAAUGUAAACCAUAUGUGUUUGUGUAAAGAUUUUCUGUGGAGAAACUUUAAGAAAUUGAAUCUGACACCACAAAGUGCCACUUCUAACAACUUUAAAGCGGAACGUUAAAGGUCUGAAAGCACCCCUCUGUAAAAACAAUCAGAAAUUAGACUGCUGGAGAUGACGUGUGUCUUAUCCUCUGAUCUUGGCCUGUUUAUGUUCAACUCGGGUGUGAAAUUCUUUUCUCAAACAUACAUCGCCCGCAGGAGAGUAAAUCCUCCAUCACAGACAUGCAGACACGAGCAUAAAGAGACACACAUGUUCAGGCACACAUGCUUCCUUUUUGAUGUCUCUAUACAUGAAAGUGCACUGAAACACACAUCCAAUGCAAAACCAUAUCACUGCUGCAGAAAUUGUCGUAAGGCACAAAAACACACCAAGGAUAAACUUGUGCACAGAUCACGUCCACUCAAUCAUUGAAACCCGCUUGUAAAUAGUACAAACAGGUUUGCAUUUGUGCAAAAAAAAACAUGCUUUUGUAGUGUGUCAAAUCUCCAGUGUUAGAAAAAGCAUGUGCAUACUGUCAAAAAGGACCAGAAGACAUAUAUUCAUGAGCAUACUUUGGACAUACUUGUGCAAACAUAUACUGAGAUAUUCAGAGACAUGCACAGCCUCAAUCCAAAUACAUGACUCCAUGCAUCCAAAGGCACACACACACACACACACACACACACACACACACACACACACACACACACACACACACACAAAGACAUAUACUGUAUGUCAAAGGCAGAGACAGUGCCAGGGCCCCUAAAUCGACUUUGAGAACAUAAAGCCUCUUCUAAUGAGUUUCUGUGCCGCGGUCAUGCUCGUCUCUGUAGAAAAGAGUCUGGAGACCGGCCAGCGUUCGCAGUAGGAGUUCUUCAAGAGAGGAGCACACACACACACACACACAUGAAAAGAAAAACACACUUACACACAGAAACAUGCAGAGAAACGUCAGUCCUUCAGUCUUGGACCAGAGAGGUCCCAGAAGUCAAUGGACAGCCUCAUUCAGGCAGUCAGAGUCAAACACAGGUCAUUAACAUGUCAAGACUAAUUGGACCAGACCUUCUCUCUCUCUCUCUCUCUCUCUCUCUCUCUCUCUCUCUCUCUCUCUCUCUCUCUCUCUUUCUCUUCCUCUCUCAAUCUCUCCCCCUCUUACUCCUCAGGACUGCAUACAGCUUUUCAAAGUCGUCUCCUGGCAGUAAAUUUGCACAGAAAUGUUGCAGAAGUCUGAGCAGGCGUUGUCAUCAUGGUUGUGUGGUUGCACACUUGAAUUUCAGUCAAACUUUCUCACCAAUAACAGGGUUUUUGCUUGUUUAUUGGUGUCAUCUUCAGCAUGAAAAAUGGCCAGCAUAAGUCACAGUAAAUGGCAACAACAAGUUGCACCACAUCCUCAUAAAUCUUUGUAGUACUUUUAUUUAUGAAGUUGUGGAGCUUUGAAUUCAUCCAGUUGCUUACUUUGCUCUUAAGAAAUCAGAAAUUUGGACUGUAAAAAUGUUUCAAAGUGGUUUUAAAACCUCAUAUUGCCACUAAACAUACUUGAUAAACAUACGUCAUACCAGUGCCAUCAGAAACACCAUCUUCAUGGCUGUGCGGGCAGCUUGUUCAGUGACUUUGGUUAAAGCUGUAAAAUGACAGUCAUGUAAGAUCACAUUACUGAUGAGAGAAGAUGUUUUCCCAGAGAUAAAAUGGUAACUUUGGUGAUUCCUCAAAGCCACAGAGGAUCCUCACUGACGCCACUGUCCCACAAAGUCAAAAAGUACAAGUCAGAUAGGGCGGCAAAACAUCCUGCAACAUGGCAGCCUUUGUAGAAACAGUAAGAUCUGGUGUGAAAAGAGGGAAUGUCAUCUUGGCUUAAUGCUGCGUUCCAGUUACCUCAAAAGUCAGACAUCAAAGCUGGGAAUGACAUUACACCCGAGUUGAUGGCGUUCUAGUUCACAAGUCGGAAAACCAAGAUGGAUGCCUACAGUUAGUUGUUGUUAGCUGUUGUAUACAAUUGUAAGCUGUCAUUAGUCAUUGUCAGUUGUUGUUAGCUUUUGUCAGCUGCUGUCAGCUGUUGUUAGUUGUUGUCAGCUAUCCAGUUGUGAACAAAGCAUGACACAGUAUUUUACUCUUACAAACACCAUAGCACCGUGUUCACAGUUAGACGUUGGGCAGUAUAACUUAUAUCACUUAUUUAAUUUCACAAAAACAAAACAAAAUUGCUCAUAAAUAAUGCAUUAAGAGAGCUUUCACUAUUACUCUUUACUGUUGAUGUACUGUGCUGCCAUCUUGGAUUAUGACAUUGUCGUCAAGUCAGGGUUGGUGAGGCUCGUCCAACUUUCAGAGUUGGAAAUCCGACUUCUGGGGUGCGUUCCAGAUGAAUUUCCGACUCGGAGCUCGGAAAUUCCGACUUCGGAGUACAACUGGAACGCAGCAUAAGGACUCUUGGACUUAAUAGUUGGGUUGCUGGAUUGUGGCAGUUACCAAGUACAGAUAUUCAUAUAUGAAACCUGCACCACAGACAUUUACACAACUUUAAAAACUCCCCUAAACUUCUAUAGUCCAAACUUUUAAUCUGUUGUGCAUACUCAUGUAAAACAUUUUUUUUUUGUUUUAAGUCGCAUAAAUCAUUUUGAAGUCAACAAAAUCCCAAUUACAUCAAAGCUAAGUGUCAACUUGUUUAUCUUGAGUUGGUAGCUGAAUAACAAGCUGGAUAAUGUCCCUCAAAGAAUUCUUAACUAAGGAUUCUUAACAAAGAUAGUAAAAACAGUGGCUGUUGUACUUGCUGAGAGUCAAUAUGCCAGAAGUUUUGAAAUUUGAGAUGCUAUCAGAGCUAAGUUUCUAGAAACAAAGAAUAAUCCAAUAAAAAUGACUUGAAAAUGCAUCAUAUCUCUGGUAUGUUUUUCUACCUAAUUUAAAGCUCGAUGUUUUUCAGAAAGCCGUAGAGGUUCUAGCUCAGUGUUUUGCAGUUUUAAUUGUUCUGUAGUGCAACAACAUACUUUAUCUUGCCAAGCUGACACACUUUCUUCAAAAGACGAGCUGUUAAAGUUCACACACUCAGUCCAGUUUUCAGCCAGAGAAGAUUAUGAGUUACAAUAAAGCUCAGUGCUGCGGCAUGAAAAUAACUAAGUUAACACAGCAGGCGUCGCUGACAUCAGCUCUCCUUUUUUUAAAAAAAAAAAACAGGGGAGUAAAGCUCCAGAGAUUUACAGAGUGAUACAGCAGGCGCCUAAAUUAGUCCUCUAAAGGCCUUUUUUACUGUUUUACAAGACGACUAAUUAAGCAACAACAGAUUUUAAAGAUUCUGGCAAGCUGAACACAAGGCUGACACACACACACACACACACACACACACACACACACACACACACACACACACACACACACACACACACACACACACACACACAGCAGGGAGUUCCAUUCAGCAGAUUUUGGAGUUGGAGCAAACUAUGAGGGAGGAAGCUGAUUUCAAAGCGACGCCUUCAAAAUAAAACUCAAAAUGUUCAAAACUCAAAUGUCGAAAAAUGUUUAAACUGCAAAGUCAAGUCUAUUGAGUCUAAGUUUAUAUUAGGAUUUAGGAUAGAACAGCUGAAAAAAAGAGAGAUAGUGAAGAGUAGCGAGUAGAGGAAGACAUGCAGCAAAGAGCCAAUGCUGGAAGUCGAACCAGCGACCCCUGAGACCAAGAGUGUAGCCUCAGUACAUGGGGUACAACUUGUAACCUCUCAGUCUAACAGGUGGCUGCAGCAUACUCUUAAAAAACUGAAUAAUAACAAAUAAUGUGCAAUAUUCAGUGUAUAUCUACUGAUGCUGAAAAAAAAAACUAAUGUUACAAAUGUAAGAGACUCUGCAGUGUAAAAAAAAGGGGCCAAACAUCUGCAAGCUUUGUGAGACACUCAGAUUUUCCUGAAGAAAAAACUAUUCAGUUCACAAAAUCGUGCGGUUAAUUUCAGGAAAAGAAAAUGACAAACAGUAAACAGGUUAUAUGAGUUCAUUACAUACAGCCACAGUUGAACUGUUUAGUUCUAUUUCUGGUGAGAAUCAUCUCCAAAACUCUUGGAAGCCUUCCUCUCUGCAUUAAAUAUUUAUGAAGCCAUUUUAAAAAUGAUUCGACCUUCAGUGUGAACAGUCUUCUAGCUCUGCUGCUUGUUGCUCUUUUGAUUGGUCGAGUAGUGCUAAACAUUGGCAGGAAGGUUUAUUAUUCUUUCCAGCAUUAUGUCUCCGCCUGCAAUUUCCUGAGUCUCCAUUUUGAGGUAUUAACCCCAAGCUGUUGUUUCUCAGUGCACGCAAAAGGAUGUUUAAAUUUCAUGACUGAAAUGGCCCAUGAAAUUAAACAUUUUUCCUGCUUUGUUUUCAUACAUUAAACAGUACAGCCCUGUUUACAUGGUUUCUGUAAAAACACUGGAGUAAGGUGAUAAAACUUGUCAGCCGCAACGCAUUCAGCCAAAACAUCCUACAUGUGUCGAGCACUUUAAGAUGUUUGUAGGCAAAAGUGGGAAGAAGUCCUGGCAUGAGUUCAUCAAAAAGGAGUUUAUUCAUGCGUUUAGUGCUUUAAGUAUUAACUGGACUAUUUUAGGGUAUGAAUGUUUCAUUGUCCUCUUCAUCAUGAUGCUUCUCAGUGUGGGGCUGAUGUAGGGAUGGUAGAAGAUGAGAAAAAGGUGACCACUAUAUCCUCACACAGCUGUUCACCUCAAAAACUGCAGCCCGAAACCAGCACUAAGCUCUCCAUCAUGCAGACUCUCUUUCAUGAGCACUCUCUUAGAUACAUGCAGAAGUAGACACACACUGAAACACACACAAUAAUAAUUAAAAAAAAAAAUACUAGAUGUAAGAUUAUUUUCAGGCCUUGGUUUUGUUUGGAGAGGGUAGGACAGCAGCUGGAGCAGGAAAUGUGGCAAAAGAGCAAAGGAGCGGCAUGUGGAAAAUGAGCCACAGAAGCAAAUCUGGGUUGGCUAUCUGAGGCAUAACAUCUGUAUAUGGGGUUCAAGUAGACCACUAGACCAGUGGUGUCCCACAACUAGUUUUGUUCACAGCUCACAAAUAUAAGAUAAGAGAAGAUGUUCCUUUAAUAGUCUCACAGGGGGAAAUUCCAAAUUUACAGCAGCAUAGUACGGACACAAAAAGAGAAAUUAAAGGAUAAGGAAACUUAGAGUUAAGAAAAAGAUAUGUACAUGAGUCAUAUUUACAUGAGUACAGAAUAUACAACUAUAUAACUCACAAUGCUACUGAUCAUGAUGUCCCCAUAUAUUCAUAAAGACUGAACUACCCAUUAUGUCCACACUACAAAAUCCAGUCAGCAAGAAUAAACAAAUACAGCCAACUUAUGUAAAGUGAGACAAUGGUCAUCAUUAGGUUACCGUCGGUUAAAUGUUUCGUCUUGUGCAUACAUGAUCAUAAGUAUGUCAAUUUCAAAAGUCCAUUUUCAUUGUCAUCAACAUAACUCAUACAGUGACCUGUGUUGAAAGUUGGCCAUUAAAUGUGCUCAGCCUGAAAUCCACAGAGUCAAUAGUAAUUCACCACCUUGUAGCUGCACCUGGUUCUUAAAGGGAGUGUUGAUAUUUGCAUCUAUCCUUGACGUCACUCCUGACAAAAAAAAGGCCACACGAGGAGAACCUGGUCUUUCUAUUGUACAUACAGAAACAGAUGAAUCCAAACACAGGCAUGAACACAACUAUUAAGUCAUUUAGCUCCCACAGCACAGCCUCACUUUGAAGCCCACCACAUCAGACACACUAAGAAAUCAAACAAACCCCACCACCAUGACUGCUGCUGCUGCUGCUGCUGUCACUUCAUCUGGACAUCCCUGCAGCUGAGCUACAGCUGGCUGAACUCCACUCACUCACUCACAUAUAUUCUACAAACAUGUCUGCAGAGAAUGAACAACAUAAAUAAUUUAAUUAUGACAUGAAACAAACAGUCAAGCCUCACUCCUGAUCAGCACCUGCCAUGUUAAAUUCCCAGAUAUUUUUUUAGCGUAGCCUGUUUUAAUACACAGAAAGUUCAAGUUUCUGUUUGAAUAACAUAUUUUCAUUUCUUUAAGGGGAGUUCUGCUGUGGUUCAGCAGUGGUUUGUAUGAAGCCACAGCUGAAGAAACAGGCUUUGUGUAACUAUUUACAACCAGUCAUUAAUCAAUUAUGUUCUAUACAAGCAGGCUGCACACACUUUUAAAAGCAUGGGUUUGAGACCUCAUGCCAAACAUGUGGUUUGUGUAGCUAUAGUCCCUUUCCAGUAAAACACCUUAAAGUAGCUUUGGUGAGGUUCGAUUCAUAUGGAGCCAUCAGCAGAAAAUAACUCUAAACAUAAAUCUAUCUUUGUCAAACUAAAUGUGAUGUGUUUGUAUUAGCCCCAAACAAAAAAAAGGUUUCUAAAUUAUUGUGCAAUUGUUUGUGACACUGUUUGGUUAACCCAAAUUAUGGACAAUUAUUGGUUUCGAACCUGUUUUCUUUCCAGGACCUCAGCUAUUAGUUUUUGACUUUUGUUUUGAAGCUGACAAAUGGAGCUAGUGGACUUGAGGUGGAUCUGGUUAGAGGGGCUGUAGGACUGUCAUGACAGACCUGCAGAUAGAACUUCAGAGAUCUCUCAGGUUGAAACAGAUCUCAGUCAAACAGACUCUUGACUUAGGCCACGUUUAUACAUAACCAGUUAUUUUUAAAAACAGAGAUAUUAACCAUCGUUUGUACCCUUUGUUUAGACGCAAACAGGGAAUUCACCUCUGAAAACAAUGCUUUUUAAAGACUGUGGCCAGAGUGGACUUUUUGGAAAACUGCUGCACAUUUGCAUAAACAGAGAAAAACAGACAUUUGGGUAGCCAACGGCAGAUUGUAGGCUGGACACUGCAAAGUUGUUUCCAAUCUACAGUCCAUUUGUACAAUCUAUUUGUCAUGGAUGCAUGCAGAAUAGCAGUUGCAUUUAUGUUGGUGCAAUCCCUUUGUAUUUGUUUGCAUUUGCAAAUACAAGUGCUGUACUAUGUGGAGGAGCAGAGAUGACUGAGUGCUCAAAGGUCAGCAAUGUUGCAGCAACUUCUCUCUCCGACAUGAAGCGUGCCCCAGCGUUUGGGUGUGACCUGGGCGCACUGCUGUCUGGUAGGAGACCCUUGAAAAUGAAAUGGUUCUGCCAGGGGAGCCGCGUAAAAAUUUCUGGAUGUCACGGGCAUCACUGCUGUCACUCUUCGAGUUGCUGCGCCUACAGGUUUGGCAUGCUCUUGACAGUACAAGGGUUGGUUUAAUCGAAAACUUUUCUGAAGACGUAGUGGUGUGCACUCAGUUUUUUGUUUUUUUGUUUUUUGCAAAUGGAGAGGGUGAAAUGUUCGUCGUUUAUGAAAAUAGCCGGGCAUGUGUAAACGUCAUCUUAAUCAGAUGCUGAUACCCACAGGUAUGUAAAGUUCAAUGUGUUAGUGUUUGUCACGUUAUCUCCUCCAUUCUGCUAAUCGAACUAGAAUCGUAGGCGCCACAUUUGACGAGAGUCAUGCUGGUUUUUACACUGAAUUUCCUGCUGUUGUCACUCCAUCCAUCAGCUUCAUAUCACUCUGUCUCAAAGAUAAGUAUGUCUGACAGCUUUUCCUCAGAAACCUUCAAAGAGAUAGUUGUAUACGUGUGAUUUUCCACAUUCAGACAUGCCUGAAGCCAAAUAAGAUCAUGAGACAACAACAGGAGGAGGUUUGUUUUUUUUCAUGUCAUCAUUCCUGGUUUUAUAAAUGUAUCUCGUCUCCCUCCAGUUCCCAGAAAAGUCAUUUAAUGAAAACAAACACUCACGUCUAAACAAUCACAGUGUGUUCUGUCUGUGCUGGUGGACAGCUGGAGCUCGCCUGUGUGCGUUGUUGUGUCUGUGGCUUGUUUGUGUAUUGAACUAUCCAGUGUGGGGUGUGAUUGUUUAACCGAGCUAAUCGAGCGUGAUUAAUUGUAAAGCUGUUUCCAUUAGAGCGGUUUUAGAUCCAACACAGACACGGCUGUGAGCAGGAAGAACAAACACAAUCGCUGACAACUUUAUCUGAUGCCAUCUAUCUCUAAAACAGGCCAGCACCAACUCCCUCAAAUAAAUAGACUGUGCUUCUACUCUGUUAGAAAGUGUUUUGGGUAGGGUACAUCACUUAUCCUUAAUAUAAAGGGUAUUAUUUAACUUUUAAGUCUUCUAAACACUGGUAAAGUUUGGACCCUGCUGGCCUCUUUAUGAAAGCACAUGAGAGACAAGGGGAUUUGUCUGUAAGAUUGAUUUGCUGCUGCUCUUCCUCCCACCACCGGUGCUGCCGUGUAAGCUCAUGAAAGUUGGGGAAGGUUUGCCUGAUGUGGUCAUUUUGAGAGUUAUCUUGCCGAUGCUGCUCUGCCUGCCUUUGCUUUUCAUGCAUAGCCGUAAAACAUGGGAGGUGUGCUUUCCCUGCUGCAAGCUUUGGUGUUCCACGCAAACACAAAGAGCUAAGCUCUCAGUUUUGAGAAUUGCUGCAGCUUCCUAAUUUAAUUUUCACAUCUCACACAUUUUAAUUCAUACCCAGUUGCUUGUAAUUGACCCUGACUCCAGCUAUGAAUCUAUCCUUUUGUAUUCUUUCAUUUUAAUCCACCUAUUAUUUCUUUCCGCCUUAUGAUGAAGGUGAAAGAAAACAAGCUGCUUGAGAAUCCUGUAAUUUCAUUCUUAUUCACCACUGGAAGACUUUCAGGUUCACAGAAAGGCCCUUUCUUCUUUGUUUCCUUCCCUCCUUCCUGCCGCUGGCAUCCCCUCAAAGUCAAGUGGGAUGUUGGUUGAGUUCUGUCUGGAUGGAGGUGACUGAUAUCCCUCUGUUUCUCUCACUUACACUUCAAAACAUGAAAGCUGUUGUGACAGAUGUGGAGUCCAUAUUACCCUUUAUUGUUGCUAAUAAUGUGAUUAGAGAGACAAUAAUUAAAAAUAGAUUUCCUCAAAAUGUGACAGAGGUGAUAUGUUUCCAUAAUAAGUAAAAUGUAGGUCGAGUUUUCACACACAGAUGUUGAGGACACAUGUGGUAAACUGACUGUUUAUACACGAGAGGACCAGCUGUUUUAAUAUUUGUCCAGGUUGCUAUUUUUCUCAUCCUCCCACUAAAGUCUGAUCACUUUCACCUCUGGCUAUUCGGUUAUGAACUUGUCUGAAUUUGAUUUGUAUUUCAGAGCUACAUUACAUGAUUUAAAGGGUCGUUCAAAAUAUUUUACACAGACAAGUCAAGUUGUUUUGUCGAGUGUGUCCUGGAGUUACAUUCAUACCUGGAGAAUCUGCAGUUUACAAUUUCUCUGCAGACAUUCAACGCUAAUACAAGAUGUAUGUAAUUGAUACACAACAGCCAAAAGUAGAGCCUUUGUUGAGGAUCUGCAGCCUCUCAGUUUCUUAUCUCAUCAUCCAUGCUGUGAUCUGACUGGGGAAGAGAGCUCUGAUAAUAAGGCUUUAUGUCUGUGGAUGCCCAAAUGUUGUCUGUGGAGGAUGCAAACUGGUGCAGCAUGCAGCAAAAUCGAUGAGUGCUCUAGAAGAACCCAUGCCAGAACAAGCUAAAUGUAUUUUAUAAUUAACUGUAAAUAUAAUCCAAUCUUGAUAGCACAUCUGAUGUUUUUGGAUCACUUACUUGUUGGCAAGGAUCUUUAAAUGACGUUCAAUUUCGAAGCAAACCAUAUCUUGUACUUACAUCAGUCAUGAAACACCACCAUAACCAAAACCAUCUCCUGUCAGGGGUUCUCCUGACACACCAUCUUAAGUUUUGUAGAUUUCAUUGUACACGUCUUUAGUUAGUCCUCCAGGUUUUGUGACUACAGUCACAUCCCUCCAACUUAGUGUAUAUGGUGUAAAGUCAGUGCUGAAUGAAUAAGAAAAACAGUAAGAAUGACAGACAUGCUUAAAAUGUCUCGACUCAACCGCAUUCCCAGUCUGUCUGAGUCCCUGAAAGUGCCUCUGUCCUGUCCUCUAUCGCAGUUUUGAUACCUGAUUCCCCUUUACCUCAAAAGGGUUAUUCAAGGUAUUUACAGAUCACUCUCAACAUCCAAGAACUGUUUGCUCUGGCCUUUAAGAGUUUGGGUUGGACAUCUGGAAGGUAGAGACAUGCUUCCAGAAGCUCAAUUUCAUCAAGAUAUUCUGGUAAGAGUCAAGUCAAAACCACCUCCACGCCCGUCGCUUAUCAGAGACUCCUAUUAAGAUUAAUGUCUGCGUGGAGGUGGAGAGGUCAGGAGAGGCUCUGAACUUUGUCCCAACACUGUCAGACAAGUCUGAUGCCUUCACGGAGGUCUGCUGAUGAAAGAGCUGUGAGAAAACAAUGUCCUCGGCUCAAUUAUCCUUCUCCAGUGAGGUGUUUUCAGUGGUUUGACCAAAACCUGACCACUGUUAGGGUUACUGGCUGAUAGAUAAAUGGAUGAAGUAGUUAUAUUUACAUUCUUUCUUUCAUUUGGGGAGAAACACAGUCAUAGUUGUGGUGAGAUGAGGGUUGAAAACCUCUUUUAUGGAUCACAAAAACAAAAGAUCAGCUUUUUAAACAGUUUGUCUUUUCAUAAAAGUCAGCAAACACUACCACACACAGUUAGCUCAAACUGGACCAUCAGAGUCACAAAAUCCACUUUAUCUUGGUCACGUGUUUGAGGUGUAUAUACCCUGAAAGAACCAUUUACAAUACAGUUUCAAAGGAAGUGUACCCAGCACUCUGAAUAAAUGAGAACUGUGUAUUCUAUGUACAGUAAUGAGCUGUAUGCCAAAUAGAAAAUGGGAAAUAAGAUCCUUAAGUAAUCAACCAAAUGGCUUAUAACCAAUUAUGCGGUUAUGGGAUUUAACUUCACAGUCAUGAUCAGCUGAUUAUAACCAACCCUUGCAAAAAUGAUAUGAAACCUCAGCUUGUCUUCACAGUUUCAAAUUCAGCAAUUUUUUUCUUUUUGUUUUGUUUUUUAAUUUUUAUUUUAAAUUAGGACCUUUUAAAGUAUGUCAUUUUUCUACCUCAUCCUUUUAUUCAUUAUGUUUUUUUUUUCAAUUAGGACCUUUUAAAGUUAGUAAUGUUUCUACCUUAUUCUUUUUGUUUGUUUUUUUUUUUUUCAUUUUUUAAAAUUAUUUUUAUUUUUUAAUUUUUAUUUUUUACUUGUUUUUUAAUUUAUUUAUUUAUUUAUUUUGGGUCUCCAUCUAUCUUUUUCAGAGUCCACACAUUUGUACAUUUUCACUCUCAGAGCCCUGGUCUUGUCUCUGCCUCUUGUACUGGCGGAGAUGUUUCGGGGUCAGGGAUUUUUUAAACCUCCUCCAUGCAGAGAUUUUCUCCAUCUCAGGUGUUGUCGAGUUAAUCUCUGAUGUCUCCUGGACCGUAUUGGGACAUCUUCUUUGCUGUCCGCCAGAGUGCUGUCCAGCGCAAGGGUGGUCUCUGUGUUGUCCUUGCUCAUCUGGCUGUCCUUCUCCUUUCUGAGCUCCUCCAGCUCCACUCACAGGGCCUGACUGACCUCUCUCUGAUCUUUGAGUUUAGAGGUCAGCUCAAGUAAGCUGCUGGUUCUUUCUUCCAGUUGAUUUUUGAAGUUCUCCUGCUCCUCUGUGUCAGAAGUCUCUCUGUUUAAGGCCUCUGUCUGCAGGUUGUUCAUCUUCUGCUCCAGUGAUUCCUUUUCUUUUGUCAGCUGAAGCUCUUUGUUUUAUUGUCUGGAAAAGCUGGUCCCUGACUUCCUCCAGCUGUGUCUGGAGGUUGCUAUUCCUCAGCAUCCCUGCCUGCAGCUGACAGUUGUGAGACACAACAAGAUUUGGGACCUCUUGCAUCUUGUCUGAAUGAUUUGAUUCAUUCUUGGCUGUCCUCAGGACCUCUGUCCGGGGGGGUUCAGCUCUCACACAUUUAGCCUGCAGCUGGCUGUUCAAAGAAGUAAUGAGCUCUGAUAUCUUCUGCUUGUUAUCAAAGUUUUCUGUUGCUCUGCUGUGCACAUUUUCAAGCAGGGUCUUCACUUCCUGUUCCAGAGCAAGUUUCUCAGUCUUCAACUGAGGAACUUGCCUUAAGAUCUUGCUGUGUUGCUCUAGAACUGUACACCUCAGCUUCGCCUGUUGUUAUUGGAGGGUGUUGGCUCUCAGUCUUUCAGCCGGAGGCUCCUCCUUGAGAGACGCAACAUGGUCUUUGAGGGCCUGCAUCUCAGCACUGUUAUCAGCCCUCUCAGCUGGAGCUCUGGUGGGUAGAGUUGAAUUUUUUGCCCCCCUUUAACUUUCUUUAAUCUUCUUCUAGUGUCAUCUUCGUCAUGACACUCCUUCCAUCUCCAGACUGAAAGGCGCUGCUGUUGGUUCCCAGAUGUAGAGCUCUAAGUUCUUCUUGAGCUCCCCCAUUUCCUUCUCCGUGGCCUGUUUGGCUGACUCGUGUCCCCUGAGCUCAGUCAUUGAAGCCUCCAUCUGGAGGGCAGAGUUGAAGUUUGUGCCGAAGAAGAAGAUGAUGGCCUCAUCCUGCUGGGUGAUUUCCGGCUUCUUUUCACCUAAGGCCUUUGCGAGGAGCUUUUUGUUCUGGGCAGGAAUGAUGCCCAUGAGCUUCUCCUUGGUACUCAGUGAAUAAUAAAACAUGUUGUGUGGUGCUGCAUAGGACGGGUUCAGGUGUUUUACCUCCUCUUUGAGCUGCAGAAUGACUCUUUCACAGCCCUCACACCUCUCUACCGUCACCCUUUCCUUCAGUUCUGCCACUUUGGGGUCAUAUUUUUGCUGCAGCACAUCCCUUGGCCACUCUCUCCUGUUUCAGAAGCAAGCUCAGUUCCUGUAUUUGGUUCCUGAGAUCUGCUUCUACCUGCCAUCGGGGAGGACGUCCCCGGAACCCUGGGUUGUAGGGGGCCUAGUGGUUGUGGCCUUCCUGGGGGUGGUUAACCUUGACACCUCCUUGUUGUCUAUGGCUAGGGGCUUGCUGGUUAACCUCUGGGCCUCCUUGUGACCUUUGUUGUGGGGCCUGAUGAUAAUGGUUAACCUUUGGGCCUCCUUGUGGUUUUUGGUUUUCAGCCCUCCUCAUGGAUUGCGGUUUGUUGUUGUUAAGCAUUGUUGUCAGUAGCUGGAUCAGUGUCUUGAACGUAGACUGGUAUACAAGAACAAUACAAAAAAAUACAAGAGUAUACAACACACAGUGCUCAACAUAGACUGUAUAUAGAAUGGACACUGUCUGCAUUCUCGCUGGGUUGAGGCCACUCUGAGAACAGCACAGGAGCCUUUGCCUCCAUCAUUAUGGGGCUGUAGACAAACUUUGGAAAUUUAUUACACAGAACAUAAUUUUUCCUCAAGUGGUGGAGUGUGUACAACGCUACUGCGCAAUGUUGGUUUCAGGAAGUGGAGAAAAAAUGUGGAAUUACCAAGAGUUUUUGGCUUCAAAACCGUAUACUGGCCGAAGGCGGAACCAAGUUGUCCAUAGUAUAUACAGUCUAUGGUCUCCACCUAUAGUUUCCACCUGGUCUUAACGCAUACACAGAUGUGCCCAUACUUUUUGUUUGUACUUUUAAAAAUUUUGGAAUUCUUUUUUUAUUUUACUUAAUUAAUUAGUUUUUUUGAAUUUUAUUUUAUUGUUUUCAAUUGGAUUUCCACAAAUCUGUAUGCUGCCUAUACUAAAUUUGAACAAAAUGGCCACUCAUUGCUUACAUACUGCCCAAUCCAACACUAAAAUGAAGCCACUCUUAAAUAAAAUAAGGGCAAGUGAUGUUUUCUCAUAGUGUAACUUGGUGUUGAAUUAUGCUGUUUAAUUCACCCUGGCAAUUUAGUCUGAUCUGUAAUGGUCCCAUACUUACACAAAGUACAUCAUGAAGUGAUUGUGCAGACCUACAACCAAUCUUAACAGCAGUCUUGUUCUCAUGAAAAUACAUCAUCUGGUUUCUAAAUCCACCACCAUUGUGGAUUUAAUGAAUUGUCCUGAAGUGGGAGCUGACAGUGGAGACAACCAGAUGACAUAGGUCUAAAACACAUGAAAUAUAUCCUAAAGUGAUCGUUGACAAUUACUGUUUAGUUCCUUGAUUGACAUUCAUGGUUUAAAUCAUGUGUGAUGGAAUGACGGGGUCCUUUUAAAGCUAGAAGAUUUCUGUGGACAUACACAAUUACUAUUACACACACAUGCUUACACAGAUGUGCCUAAACUUUAUUAAAAACCCUGUGAGGGAGCUAAACUUAGGGAUUAGUCACCAUGGGUGCAAGGUCAGAAGUCAGAGAACUGCUGGGCAUUCAACCUGUAUGACAUGUCCAUACCAAUGUAAGAGACAUUAAAUGCAAGUUCUUAUUAUCAGAGUUGCUAAGUGGAGAAUGUGGACUUUUUAUACAGUAUGCUGCAAACAUUCAAAGACCGGGUCCCAUCUUUUUCAGUGGACAGUAAAGAAGGAAAAAUGCACCUUUAAAUAAAACAUUCAUCACAAUGGAUGAUGACAUCCUGUUAAGGGUCCAUUUAUGCCCCCUAAAAAUACAUAUGUAAGAUUUAAACAGUAAAACCACCAGGAUGGAUGUUAAAACACUGCACCUGCAAGAGGGCGCCACUUAAAGUCAAAAGUGAAACCAGAUAGGAAUUAACAUGACAACUAGCAUGGUCAUGGUAGAUAAGGUUUUGAUUUGUCCUUGUGAACAUUUCAAGUACACUGGCUUAAAAAACUUUCGUGGGACACUACCCUCUAAGCAGCCUCCUAAGCAUAGAACAAUCACUUCCUCCCUCUCUGGUACACCCUCACACACACACACACACACACACACACACACACAGAUUCACAGGCUGCAGAUAAAGAGAUUUACUAAAGGCACCAUGUUGUUUUUGGCUUUGCUCUCAGAGGAAUGCGGCUCUGAUAGACCUCCCUCUGUCUUCUCUGUCUGCCCUGAUCAUGACACUGUCCAGCCAUCCUGUCUCUCUCACUGGCAAGCCAUGUGUGUGUAGUCGAUAUUACUGGGAUGCUGUGCACACAUUUAUAUCUGCUUAACGCUCUGUAUGGGGACCAAAGGAUAUAAUAUUAGUGUUAAUUAUUUACCGUUAAUGUUUAAAGUUCAAAGUUAAAAUCAGUUCAUAUAGAGUCUAGACCAAAGGAAUUCCUCCUAUGGCAUAUAAUGAUCUAAGUCCAACCCUGUGUGUGAGAACUGAAAAGAUAAUGCAGAAUCCAUUACACACUGAAGUCCAGCUGUUGUACUGGCCUUCUUUCCCAGCAUUUGAUACAAUUGUGUAAAGUGUCUUUCCUUCACAGACAGAUUCAAAAACCAUGAACAUAUGAAUUUGCAACUAAUCUGUGUUGGAUUUUGCUGCCAGUUUUUUUCUGUGAUUGUGCUUUGUACACAUUAUUGAAAAAUGUGGAACAAUAAGAUGUGACUGAAAAAGACACAAAUGGAUUUCUCAGGACUGCAGAGCUAGAUAGGAAAAUAGAUCUGAAAUGGAUUUUUCAGGCAUGUGUCUCAUCUUGCAGUCCAUUUCUCACCGUUGUCACAUAUAUGAACUCAGACUCAUCUCUUAUGUCAUAAUGUAAUCACAGUCUGACACCGGAGAAGUGCAAAUGCAGCCAGUUAGACUAUGUACCUCUUUCCUAGAGUGUUAAAUGUUUUUAAUUCACAUUUCUUUUUCUUCUAGUGAGGAGUUGCUCGAGCUAGAGCUAUAAAUUCCGAACCCCUGCUGUUUGAUUUACAGCAAAGUACACAUAGCAAGCCUCUUUAUUGCCAGUUAAUGUCCAUUUUCAUAAUUUAAGGUUGACUUGGUAAAACAAUCCUGUACUGUUGUCAAAAAAUCAACCAUUUAAAAAUCUAUCCAUCCAGACUGACUUUGAAGGGUGCCAAGCACAAGAGGCAAGCAGGUGAGGUAAUAAAAUGGACAUUUAAGUUCACAUCAUAGAGAUGGUUUGGGUUGAUGGAUCAGUCAAACAAACACAGACUGAGGUGCAAACUUGAGUAACUGUUUAAACUAUUUUGUCAUUAUUAUUGGACUUUAUAUUUAUGACUCUAAGUGUCCCUCAGCGCAUCAUUAAAGUCGUGUAAAACUUUCUGUUACUAACAUAACAGUAUCUACCAUUGACUGACUGCACCCUCUGGCCUGCUGGCUUAAGCAUUACAAUAGUAGUGAUAAUAACUGAUAAUGGCCGUUUAAUGGUUCAUUUAAUGAACCGUUAAAGUGCAUAGUGUGUGCCUUGUCUGCAGGCAGCUGUUUGGAUGCGCAAUUAGGUAACAAUUUUGGCAAAUUCACACUGCAGUGUGAUAAUUUGUCGGUGUUGUGUUUACAGUCGUAUCCAUGGCGCAGAAGUGGCCAAAAAAAAGCAACUUUAGCAUUAGCUUAACAGAAAAACCUCUAAAAUCUCUGCAGUUAGCUGAUAGCGACGUUUUUGGUUUGUUGAUUUUAUAGGCAGAGUACUUCAUAUUAAAAGAACACAUAAAUCAAUAGAGUCCUUUUUUUUUUUGCAUUCAUUGGAUCCCCAUCAAGUGGUCAGAACGCUUUGGAAAAUUAGUCCAAAUGUAUCCUGGGAUCAAUAUGUGAUCAGGAGCUUUUGAAUAUCACACAGUUAUCCUGCCCAGUUAGGUCCCACAACAAAUACAAAGCUGUCUUUUAUAUCUUUUCCCUGCAAGUUUUAUCUUUAUUCUUCUGUCUCUUUACUUGCUGUACUUUAGAGAAGUCAUGUCAUGAUAACAAAACAAAAUUUAAGCAUUUAUUUUUUAUCCAGGACGUUUUUUAUUCAGUGUUUAAGAAAAAAGGGUGAACAUAUUGCAAAUUAAAGCAAGUCAAAAUACUGUGCCAUGGAACCGUAGAUGGGAUGAUGGUGAUUCGGUGCAUGCUUCCUUGUGGCACAAGAAAAGGAGGCCCUGAGGAAAAAAACAGAAGUGCUGGUUUAAAUCAGUCAUCAAGGACUGAAAUCUUGUGAAAAAAUUAUUGCUAUGAAAAUAUUGCAAACAUAUACUUAAGUGGCAGAAAAUAUACAGGGUCGGUCCGCCCAUGUAUUGCCCUGGUGUAAGAAACAAAACAGUAAGACAUAGCUGAGCUUUUAACAAGCAACUUGUACAAAGAGCAAGAACAGUUAAAUGUGUAAAAAAAUAAAAAUAAAAAAAUGGUAAAAUUUAACAAUAAAACAGAGACAGAAUGGUGUACUGUUAAAGGCAUUGAGUAAAAUUGGCAUGUUCCUGCUUUUUUGACAUACUUCAGGUGAGCUGCCUCAGUGUCCAAGCGUCCCAUUUGUGCUCCAAGCUGAUGGGAGUUUUUCUUGCUUGAUUAAUUCGGUUAUUCUACUCACACUUUUUUUUCCUCCCCUCUCAUCUGAAUCUCUAUCAGCUCCUUGGUCUUGUUUCUCCUCCUCCUUUUAAAGGGAAAUUACAGCUGAGAGCUCCUUCCUAUCAGGCGCUGGUUGAAGUUAAAUUUAUGUCUGUGUGUGUUCCUGUGAAAAAACACAGCUGCUGACAGACCAUCAUUUAGCAAUUAGGCGCUCUGUGUAGUGGAUAGAUUUUGGCUUAUUUAGUUUUUCAGGUCAUUAGGAAUGAAGCUAACACACAUAAUGAGCGGGAAUUUGGAGGGUUUGUUUGCAGCCAUGUGGCUUUGCAGCUCUUGUCCUGCUCUGAGGUCAUACAGAUGUGUCCUCGCUUUGAUGCUAGCUCAAACAGUGUCGCUUUCUUGGAUACAUGGAAACAGAGAUAGUGUUUGCAGAGUCAUGCUGAAAGGGGGCAUCACAGUGCCAAAGAGCAUGUGUGGAGGGAGAUAUCCACUUCCUCCUGUUUUCCAAAUUGUCCCUUUUUACUCCAUCUGAGGUUUUUCACAGGCGCUGGUCCCCGCUUAGAGUAUUUCAUCAUGGCGAACUCUGAGGAUCCAGUUUCAAAACAUCUCCCAGGCUAUCAAACCGUAACCAUGCGACAUGCUCCCAACAUAACAUGAAACCAAGGAGCUUUUUCUCAUUAGGCCCAGUGGAGCUCAGAGGACAGGCAAAAGAAUAAGUGGUCUUUAUGCCACAGCCAAAAGAAAGACGAGAAAGGUUCAUUGGUAAUAUGUUAACUGCUAACAAAUGUGAUGUUACAGCUAAAUAAACAUGCUGUAAUGCAGAUCAUGUUCUCCCAGUACCCUCCACAAACCCCUGAAAGAGAACAUGUUGACCCUGCUCCUUUUUAAAUCUGUUUGUUUCUGAUUUUCUGCUUUGAAUUUAACAAUCAAAAAGUCCCUGGUGAACUUUUGAGAUUAAACUUAUUUAUCACACACUGUCACAAGUAGAGGUUUUCUGCAUUAAAAGCCAUACCAAAUUUAAUAAUAUAUGGCGUGGAACAAAAAAACUCAUGUCUUUACUUAACCUAGACAGUUUUUGAUCUGGAUAAAUAGGAUGGAGGCUGUGUAUGUAACUAUUCUUUGAGGGUGAGGAAGCCUUUAUUUCCUACACAUCCCCAAUAUUGAUGAAUUAGUGACAUGACCUACUGUAGUUUUGAUCAUGACACAGUCCAACCAGCUUGUUAAUCUAAAGUUUAGACUAACAAGCUGGUUGGACAGUGUUUAGACUCUAAACAGAGCUUGUGUCUGUACAUCUGUUGACCAAAAUUUCAAUUUGCAUAAUGGGGCUACACCUUUAUUCCUUUAUUGAUUAUUUUUUGUAAAGACUUCGGUAAAUCUGUCUUGGAAGCCAGUGUUACUGGGGGGUAGUGUGUAUACAUUUGUCCUUGUUGUUCUAUCUUAAUGGGGACCAUAAGACACUACACAUAUUGUGGGGACACGUUCAGAUUGCUUAAAAAGGGGGUAUAGUGCUUAUUUUUUUCAUGCUUAUGUCUUAAUAAUAGUUUUUAAUAGCUUUUACAGUUUAGCUACUGUCUCUUUUAGGGCCCCCUACCACCCCAGAAGCCUCUUCCACUGUUGCCGUUAAACAAAUACAUGUUUCUCUAUUUUAGGAGGGAAAAAAAGGAUUUUUUUAUGGAGAGUCUCUAACUGGUGAUGUCACAAUUUGAGCUAAUCUCAUGUUGAUCUCAUUGGUCUCUGUGACUUUCUGAACAAGCUGCAGGCUCACUUGAGGAUUACUCCAACAAACAUUUACCUCACAAUCUGAAGUUUUGCCCACAUUCAGCAUUGGCAUCUAAAAUGCAUCUUACAUGUAAAAAAGCAUAACACAGCCCUUAAUUGUUUAGUUUGUGGUAAGACGAGUUAUUUUUAGGCUUAUGACAUGUUUGUGAAAACUUCAACAUGGAAAAAUAACUCGUAACGACAGAUGUCAGAUCACUGUAAAAACUGAGUAAGCCUAUGGAUGCAGGUUUAUGAAAUCCAUAUCAUUCCAUUAGAAUGUCAAAUCCUUGAAUAAAAACACUUUAGAUUAAUGUUUUCUCUCCAGCAAAUAUUGGAAGUAUACCAUCAUGUAGAGGCCAACUUCAACAUCAGUCAAAAUAAAGGCAGAAUUUCCAUAUUAUGUUUUCUGUACAGAUUUGGAAACCUCACACAGAGCCAACUCCAGAAAACAGGUUUUAAGUCAUAACAGUAUUUAGGUUUUGUUUUGAUGUAACAAUACAAGCAGCAAGAAGAGAGAAUCAGGAUUAGUUCAAGGGUCUAAAUCAACAUCUGCUCUGUAUUAACAGGCUGUGUCUGUGAUUGAUUGUAAACGAUACUUGAUUUGAGGACUGCAGGGGAAUUGAGGAAUCAACACCCUGGACAAAUGUAUAACUCUCUCCAUCUUUCUCCCUCUCUCUCUCUCUCUCUCUCUCUCCCCAGUCUCUCGCUCCCAGGUGUCUUCACAGCGCCAGGAGGUGCUUAUGGAGAACGUGACCCGGAUGUCAGAACGUUCUCGGCAGCCCCAGCCAGGCCUGGGCGAGGCUUCCACUCAGGCUGACCUGCUGGAGAACAUCUGGAAACUGGAGAACCUCUUCCAGAACCACAGUGACUGGCUGCAGAGGCUGGAGAUCCUUAUCAAGGCAUGACACAAGACUAGAGAGAGGACCUGGAAGUUAUUAACGGGAGUGUGAAAAACAUGACCCCGGCGAGGAUUGCAAACAAAGUUGACGCUGUUUUCUUUCACAUACAGGGUCUGGAGGUGGAUCUGAGGAGCAUCCAGGCACACUCCCUUCAGUCUGAGGGUUACUUAGUGCAGCUGGACGACAGGCUGUCUACUCUGAGCAGCUCCGCCAGCAGGAACCUGACGGGCCUCAACACAGAGGUGUCCCGAGCCUCCAUCUGGCUCCGUGACCAGGACGUCCUGCUCAGGUAUAGAUUAGCCUUGGUCCUCAUUUCAUGAGCAUGAAGAAUAAUUUUGAUUAGAUCAAGAACAUCUGUCUCCAUCCUCCGUCAGGGACACCUCACGUCAGGUGAGCAAGCUGAGAGAGAAAAUGGACGAAGUUAAUUGGACAGUGGGAGCUGUCAAUCACACCUUCACCAAUGACAUCAGUAUUCACCACCUGAAGAUACAAGACCUGCAGGUUCAUAAUCAUAUCAUUAAAGACCCUCAAAGUCCAUGAUAUAAAGAUUUUGUUCACCAGGAUACUACAAGCAGACUCAUGAUCUAGACUGACGGUUUCUUUUGCUGAUCAGAUCCAGAUCAGCAACAUCACAGAGGACACCAGCAGUUUAUGGGUGACCCACGUCCACACAGAGGCCCAGCUGAGGAACGAGAUGGAGAUCCUCAACACCAUCACAGAGGACCUCCGCCUGAAGGACUGGGAACACUCCAUGGCCUUGAAGAACCUUACCAUUUUUGAAGGUCAGCAAAUGCUUCUUCAGAUUUCUCUCCAAAGUGCUAAAUAAUCUGCUUUUUUUAUGCUUGUCCCCUUCUCACAGGGGACAUUUCUGUGCUUCAUUACCGUCCAAGUCCAACACCAAAGGGACACUCAAGGGACCAAAGCGCCCCUCUUGUUGGCCGAAAUGCUCCCUUAAGCACUCUUGAGAUUAGCUUUAGUACUGCAGCCCAGUUCACAUUGACUUGGUAAUUUGCAGGUCUUCAAUUUGCUGUUGGAGAAAAAUUACAAAUCGUGUAAAUUCAAUGUCAUGUUGGAUAUUUUUUUUCGACCAAUAUUUCAAAAAAAAGUUUGCACCAUGUGAAAAAUGUUGAUAAAGUCAGGUUUAAUGCUUCACAUUUUUCUGCCGGGGAACAUUAUUCUGAGAUCAUUGAAACUUUUGCUCUCACAGUCUAUCACUGAUGAUGACACUCUUUCCAUCCUUCCCUCUGAAAGACUUGGCCUCUCUUGGAUCCCCUUUUCACACCGACUCAUGUUACUAACUUGUUGUAAAAUUGACCUUAUUAGUUAAGAGAUAUUCUUCCUGUUACUGUUUUUAGCAUUUCACAACUUUUUCAGUUUUUGUCUAUAUCCCAACAGUUUUGUAACAUAUCACAGGCAUCAAAUUUAAAAUAUGAUAGAUUUUCAAUUGAACAGGGGGUUUAAAUUAUUCGCAAACCACCAAAUUAUGUUGCUGUCAACAUUUUACAGAGCUGCCCAACUUCUCUGGAAUUGAGCUUGUACUUUCGGUGUGACAACUUAAGUUUUUAAUGGUUUGAAAUGUUCAUUUCAGCAGCAAAAUACUAUUUGUAUUUGGUGUCCAGGCUUCCAUCUCAUGCAGAAAUUUGAGAGGAUUUUAGAUAAUAUCCUAAAUCCUUCAGCCAAAAUCUGUGGGGGCUAAAGGGGCUGAAAGUCUAAUCCAAGACAGCAGUGUCACAGACAGAGCAGACUUGAAACCUUGUUGCUUAAGUAGAUCACCAUAUCAUGGGGAUAUGUUAGGGUGACAUUUAGAGUGUGAAAUAAGCCCAGCUUGACUGGCCUGCCUGAAAUAGCUCCCAAGGGUAGAUGAUUUCAUUAACCAACUCCAGAACAGUCAUCUCAUGGUGGAAUCAAUUCAAGUCGGUUUCUUAUUUGUCUUUGCUUCAUCAUAGUUGGUGUGUGAACACAAAAUGUGACUUCUCCUCUAUGCUAUACCCAAACUCGCCCCCUAAUCUCAGCCCAAAAUAAGUUCUGAUGGCACAUCUGACACUAACAAUCUCCUGCUAUGAGGUGUCAAAUGUUUUGACCUGAAAUUCCUGUAAUUAUCGACAAACGAUAGAAGGGGUUCCUGAAACAGCCUCCUCUUCUGCGCUUCACUGGGACUGAUUGUUUGCUUUUCAGCAUGUGGUUGUAUUUCAUAUCACAGAUAGAUACAAGUAUUGUGCACAAGUCAUUUCUCCUAGACAUGCAAUUCUCAUGUUUUUUUCGAGUUAUUAAUGACAACAGAAAAUACCAAGAGCCUAACAGGAGCUCAUGAACUCUGAGGAUUUUAAAAGGGCAUCAAGCUGAAAUAAAGAAGAGCAACUGUUGGGUCUUGGUAUCGAGCAGCCAAAUCCAAAUUGAUGGAGGCAAAUUUGGUCAAACUGUUUUCCCACGAUCUGAGUUUAAUAGAGCCAAGUUGAGGACAUGAUUCCCCUGAGUCUUCUCCACAGCAGGUGGUAACUUUCCCGUGCUGUUGUUGAAGAGCUUGGUAGCAGGGCCAACCUGUGAUGGUAUUCCCCCUCUAACCUCAGCCCUGCCUCUUAUUAAUCUGACUCAUCACAUGUGUGUUCGUGCUGCUCAUUAAAUAGAAAGCCCCUUUUGUUUGUUUUAUUCUCUCAGAACUUUUGUGACUUCAAUCUGGAUCUCUGUAGUUUGAUUUCCAUUCCCAUAUACAGGGGGUAUUUUCAAUCAUCAGCCAUUUUCUAGCUGUGUUAGAUUUUGAUUGUGAAAUACCACAAGUAAUGGUUAUUUUUCCGACCUGUCAACGAACCUUAAAUCCAAGUAGAGUCUCAGUUCCCAAACUGAGUUUUGCAUCUUUUGUACAGUCCCUGUUAUAGUUUUUGUAAUCGCCACAUGAUUUACAGCUCAAAAAUGUCGUAACUCAUCCCAGCUGCUGCCUCUUAGAGGGCCCUCAGCACUUGAGAGGCGUCUCCCACUGUUACCAUACAACAAAGUCAUGUUUUUCUACAAAUUAGCCCUUUUAAGGAGAGUGUUAUUCACAUAAUAAAAUACAAGACUUUUAAUAAAUACGUAGUCCAUCUGAAAUCGCACUAAGUUGAAUUUCCUAAUAGUUGGACUAGAAUAUGUAAAUAAUCUUCUCUUGUGUAUAUAUACAUCUCUACUGGCCCCUCACCAGCGCGGAGGUCUGCACAAGCUGAGGCCAAGCUCAGACCUAGAAGUCAAACAGCAUGGAUGCACUGUAAGAAGUAGGUUAAUGGGCAUUAUCAAACUUUAGGGACCACUAUGAGCCUGAGACAUAUCGUGCAUUUUGUUUGUACCAAAAGUUAAGUGUGGAGUAUGAAAGAAAGGCACAAAGAUGUGAAGUUGUCCAUGUUUCAGUGCAGGUUUUGUUCAUUAGGUGGAUUCUGCAAGAAAGCAUGCUUGCACAAAUUAGGGCUGAUUUUGCCCCAAGUGACUGCAUAAUGGCUCAUUCAAAUGCAUGCAAACAACACCUGCACCGGUGACGCUAUUCCCUCUGCAGCACAGUUUGUGGGGCGUUUAACCUUUUGCAUGUGCAUUGUGAAUUAGACAUCUUUUUUUGCUCAUUUGCACAGGUUUAAAAACCACACACUUGUGUAAAUCAGACUGAUUUCUUGCACACAAUGAUGCAGUUGAACAACAGUUUGAUUGCACAUAGAAACCAGAAAAACUUGUGGUUAGUGGACCUAAUGGGUUCCUUGUACCCAGAUUUUGAAGUUAACAACUUAAAAGAGUAGAGGUCACGGUUAAAGAUUUAAGUUGUAACAAAUCUUUCAGUUAAACUGUGUAACUGUUUCACAGAAGAGAGUUCAGAGCUGCCGAAAAGAGAAAUUAAACAUGUCAAAAGACAUGAAAACAGCUGAUGAAGAAGGGACUUUCUCCUGUUCCUGUGCAGAUUUACAGAAGAUCACACUGGACAGGGAGAAUCAAUUUCAUGGGAGUACAAAGUGACAUCGGCCGAAUCAGGCAGCAACAACAAAUAUAAAAAAGAUUUGCACUGUACGACUAACAAGAGGAUUACACAAGAAACACAUGAGCGAGAAUGGGAACGUGAGAACUCUAAGUCUCAGCACACUAAACCCUUUUGGGUGGAACUGUGUGUUCAGAGAAGAUCAUUUACCAAAACCCGUCUGCGUCAAUAGAUGUUGUUAAUGUGAUCGAAUCCAAGUGACCCAAGCAUGCAAACAUGAUUUUACACUGUGGGAUUACUCCGAGCAAUGCUCAAUGUUCUUCCUCCGAUCUGCUGGGAUGUGAUUAGUCCCGACAUGGUACGACUCUCUCUGCCAGAGCUCUAAAUGACUCCUCUGGCUCGUUCAAAUCAGUAAUGGUAUGCUAUGAUGUAAUGCUGGCAGGGGGACGCGGCCCGAGCUGAUUGAUGGCAGCUUGAAACGAAUGCGACCCCUGAUCUGGAGUCUGCUUCACAUGUGGGUGGGACGCUGUUACUGCAGAGCCUGGAAACAAUUGUGGGUUAAAUUUAGAUGCUACAUCUCCAACCAAAACUCAACCACUCAGCUCUUUCAUUAGUCGGAGCUGCGCGGCCCAUUUGUUUGUUGUUAGGUCACAGUCACCUUCGCCAGGAAAAGUUUUACAUCUCUAUCCAUGUUUAUCCUCCUCUGUUCUCUUCCACUCUCAUGCCCCUUUGUUUCCCUUUGCCCACUUUACUCUAUUUUCUUAUUCGGGUCAGUGGUCUUUGACUCCAGAGUGAGUCACACAGUGAUGUUCAUGACACACAUGGUACUUGUUGUGUUGGAGAUGAAGACACAUGAGAAGCUGUUUAAAGUUGUGCCUGGAGUCUUUGUAACCCUACAGUCGGUAGAUUAUUGUCGGACAGGAUAUUAUUAUUUAUUGUAACAUGUGCCCUCUGGAGUCAAAUCAUCAGAUAAAUCCGGCUACUUCUUGAAUAUCAAAGAGUUGAGAUUGUUAUCAUUUUUUCACCCAUCAAAGACUAGACUUUGGGUUUUCAGAUGUCAGUGCAAAUAUUUCAAGGAUCAAGAAGUACCUCCUUGACUGUGUCUUAGCAGCAUGCAUGUGAGUGAGAAUUAGUGACAGAAUCAGCUUGAUUUGAUUAUUUGCUACCAGUGUCUCUACUGGCUGUAAGCAAUGCAGUAAGUGGUUCCCCCUCUAUUCUGCUAGAACAACAUUGUUAACAUUGUUAAUCACGGUAAGAAUAAUAACUAACGAUAAUAUUUCAGAAAAAUUAUUUGUCAUGUAUUAUUACUUUAUAGUUUGGCUCAUGCUCCAUCUGUUUACUCUGAAGAGGGCUGGAGCUAUGAGCUGUACUGCAGCCAGUCAGCAGGAGGAGCUCUAAACUUUUUGGCUUCACAGUCAUUGAACACCCAUGAAGUCUAUUGAAAUCUGCUGUUUCUUGUGGUAAUAAGCAGAGAAAAACAGCACUGACAUGAAAAGGCAGUGAAGACUAAGCUUAAUGAUGCAUUAAUUAGAAAACAAAAGAUUUUAAAUCCUAAAAAAAGCGUCUUUCUUAUUUUUUAAAGAGGAGAAAACAUGGUCAAUAUACACACCGGAACUUAAGUAUGCACACUAUGUAUAAUGAUGAGGAACAAUAAAGAUAAACACACUAUUAAUUUGUCUACUUUAUAGUGAAAGUUAACUCAUUACAUUUGAUAUAUGCCACACUGACCUAGUAAGUCCAGAAAUAAAUCUUAUUUCAGAGAAGUAUGAGCCAAAUUCUGAAGGACUUUCUUGGACCAAUAUGCACUGCUUAUUUGAAACACUGGGUCCAUAUCUUGAACUAAGAUUUAUAACUGGACUUGUCAGUGUAUUCUCAUAUUUAAUGUAACAACAUGUUUGGACCAGAAAUGACUCAAAUACACUCUGUCAGGUUCUGCUAAUGACUCAGCAAAGUUUCUCAAGGCUUUACCUUCAUACUCAACAAGUUUAUGACAACCGACUCAAAAAAGAAAAUAUAUUUCAGUAGCUUUUUGAGUCUGGACCACUAAAAAACAUGUCUUUAUUCCCCCUUGGCCGAAUAAAUUAAUUUCCCCAAGGUUUUAUUUGCUUUUGCAGUCCAGGUCUUACUUCACCAACACUGACGUCACGGGGUUUUGGUGUGACAAUGGCGACAUGUCACAGAUUUGGAUGGAUGAUCUGUUGUUGCUGAAAGCUGCUGAAUUAGUCAUAUGUGAAGAUCUGGACUGAGCAGGUCUGGAAUCAUUUACAGGCUUUGUGUCAGCUGAUGACCAUUAAUGGACAUUUUGAGUGGCGUGUUUGUUUAACUGCUGAAGAGUCCCUGAGCUCAGUUGAGUCUGGCUUUUAUUAUCACUGAAGUUCCUCCAGUUAGACACGUACAUUAACUCACUUUUUAGUCAUGGCGAAUCAAGUGUGUCAGACUACACAGGGGUAAACAAAGUGGACCAAAGGGAGAAAAACGGAAGGAACAAGUAAAGGAUGCAACUCUUAAUCAGCUGAAUUAAAACAUAUAAAAAAAUUGAUAUUUAGUGUAAAUGUGUUUGAUGAAUGUAGCGUGAAUGAUUUAAAAAUACUCACUUUUACCUAUCAGGAGUUUUUCCUUCUUUGGAAAUAAAACAUGCAACACAGGCCUGAAGAACCUUCUGUAAACAAACAUACUUCAUCAAACUACAAAUUCACAAUAUAAGGAUAAAAAAGAUAAUAAAAGUCAUGUAUCUUUUCAUAGCAUCUAACAGUCUUUUGAUUCUGACUUAAGCCUGCUAUUCAGAAGCUUAUGCUGCGUUCCAGUUACCUCGGAAGUCAGAGCUGGCGUUACAACCGAGUUGACCGCAUUCCAGUUAACAAGUCGGAAAACCAAGAUGGACACCUACUAUUAGCCUUUGUUCGCUGUUGUUUACAAUUGUCCCCUGUCGUUAGCCGUAGUCAGUUGUUAGCAGUUGUCAGCUGUUUUUAGCUGUUGUCAGUUUGUUAGUUGUUGUUAGCUAUAUAAGUUGUAAACAACGCAUAAAACAGUAUUUUAAUCUUACAAACACCAUAGCAUCAUGUUCACAGUUGGACUUGGGCAGUACAACAUCUACCACUUAUUUAAUUUUACAAAAAGAAAAUAAAAGUGUUAAUAAAUAAUACAUUACGAGAGCUUUCACUGUUACUCUUUACUGUUGAUGCAGUGUGCUGCCAUCUUCGAUUAUGACGUUGUUGUCAAGUCGGGGUUGUUGAGGAUCAUCCGACUUUCCGAGUUGGAAAUCCGACUUCAGGGGGGCGUUCCAGAUGAAUUUCCAUCUCGGAGCUCAGAAAUUCCACCUUCCGAGUGCAUUAGUUCCAUUUAGAGGGUGGAUAUUAAGGCCCUGCUACUAACCAGAGCUGAUGAUAGUUACUGGCUACUAUCAUGAUGAUGCUCCACUACCUGGAUGCAAACAACCUGAGAUUAGAAAUGGUGUCAUCAUGCCGUUUGACAGUAUUUUGAUCUAGAAAGUGCGGCUAAAGUUGGAUGUAGGCUGUAUCUGGUUGAAGCGGCACUCAACUGGAUCAGUGUGUAACCAACACAGGACUGGUGGUGCUAGCCCUGCUGAUGUUAGCCUUGUGAACCAAUGUAACAUAAAUCACAGCAGAGUCUUAGGGCCCGCGUGAAGUAGACUGUGUGUUGUUAUGACCUUCUGAGUGUCCUCUUGGCUUCAAAACUGCAGGUUGAAUUGAAAGAAAAAAGCCGCUUGGUAACAACCGUAAAUAAAACAGUCCAGCUUAACCAAAACACAAAACGUCUCUAUGGAACAGCAUCCCUCCGUUAGACCGAGAUCCAAAUCUUCCAUCAAAACAAAUCACUUUUCAACACCAGCCUGUCCCUUUGAAUUAGGGACACAUUGAACGUUUUAGUCUUCUUCUGAGUGCACGUUCAUCCAUCUGGUCCUGGUUAAAAUGUCUGUAUCCUCAAAUAACAUACAGCCUGAUAACCCUUUCGCCAUCGAUCAGAGUGAUGAAUUUCACAACCCACUGCUGCUGCUUAUCUCUUCUUAAGUUUAGCAUACAUGUUUUCACUGUGUUUUAGAGAUUGUAUCUAACAUACCUUUUUAAAGAAAAGAAAGCACAAGCUCUGUUGCGCCACUUUUCUGAGGAUCUGUAUCACAGGCUGGAUGUUGGAUGGAGGCGCCUGAGCUCCACACUUGUGUUGUGUUCUUGGACUCUGUUGCCGUCAGAUGCUUCCAGGCUGAUCCUGGACAGAAUGUUUGGUUUGUUGUUUUUGAAUCAGCGUCAGCUAAAUGAACAAAUACGACACUGAGCGCCAAGAGAUUCAUAAUUUAAAGCUUUGUGUAAAUAAACAAUUAACAGGGAUGCGGUUCAUUCUAACCACCGGAGCGUCUCCUCCAAAGCUGAGGCAUGCAGACGCACACAGAUGUAGAGCAGUACUUGUGAGGAUCUUGCAAGUUUGGUUUCCAAACUGUAAUUUUAAACAGAUGAUCUACUGUGUUGAUAACUCUGAAUAAUCAGCAUUAAAAAGUUUUUUUCACACACAUCACAACAAACAAAUAUAAAAUAGACUGUUUUGAACUUUAUUUGAGUUGGCUAAAACCAGCAGGAAUAUAAACACCAAUAACAGGAAACGCAGGCCAAAAAAAAAAAAAAUAAGAAACUGUUUUGACCAAAGCAGCUGAGUUAUUCUGCUUUGUUUGUUGUUCAUGUGAGACUGUUGGCUGCCAAUCAUCUAUGUGUUACUGGAGUUCAGUCAAAACCUCCAUCAGAACCAAACAUGAGAAGAAACCGUGAACUACACCCAGGUCAGGUGAGGUCUUUGAAAGUUGGAGUCCAACUCUUGAAAUAAGCCUCCAGUAAAAACUGCACUUUGUAAAUAAACUUAUUAUUGUUCACAUUUACAUUUGGCAGAUUGAAUCCUUACCCUAAUGUCGACUUUAAGCUCUCAUGUGGAGUUUCUGGCUGGUUAUAGGUUGAAUACAAUGUUUUUUUUUUAAUUCGCAAGAAAGAAAACAAGAUUGUUAGUAUCAUGAUUAAUAACUUAAUGCAUUUUACUUCAAUGCUUGAAACAACAGUAACAGAGUUGGUCUGAGUGCUGCUGAAAAAGUCAUUUAUAGAUUUUUUACUGCAGAAUCUUGAAAUAGAAAAGCCAAAUCUUAAGUGUAGUAGAGACAGUUAAACACACAUCGAGUAGUUAUCAAAAGUUGCCAGGGGAGCAACCAUUAGUCAGUGCUGUUAAAGGUACCAUAUGGAGUUUUUUUUAUGUUUAUGAGAUAGACUGAAAUUUGUGUUGACUGCUUUGUCCACAGGGCACACCAACGUUGACACAAACCAAAAAUCUCUCACCAGAGCCUUGACAAAAUAGAGAAUUGAAAAUGAUGACAAAAUCAUCUGCUGACAAUUUUAUUGCGAUUAUUAGACAAGUAACAUUCUGAAGCUGGGUUCCUCUGCCAAGAUCUCUCAACGCCAUGAAACUUAAGAUAGAUGAAGAAGUUGCAGGCUGCCAGCAAUUUAGUGGUAGCACUCCCCUGAGAGAUGAAUCAGCACCUUCCCAUCAACCGAUGUGCAAGAUUCAUUUUGAAUCCAGAAACAAUGUUAGAGCUUUUGUUGUGCCUCUUCGAGGUACUCAUCAGCUCAACAUUAACGCUUUCAUAUAUUGUCACGGCCUUAUACAUUAAACAUGAAGAAAAUUGAUCCUUAACCCCAUUUUCCAGUUAUGUUACUCCAACUAUAAAAUGUCCAUUUAGUGUGGCUUAAGUUGGACUUUUGUGAUGACACGUAUUUCAAAAGUCCAGUUGCAGUUAGACUGAGAUAAGCUCAAUCAUCACCUGCAGAGUGAACUCAAAUGAAAAACAGCCUGCAGCACAGAGAGUGAGAAACAGAAAACAACAGCAGCACGGAUAAACAGAGAUGUAAGAGUAAGGAAGAGUGAAAGCUGUGGAAGUGAAAAGUUUUGGUAUCAAUUCUACCCACAUAUCAACCAUAUUCAAGUAACCAGCUGAUUAUUAUCCUGACUUAUCAUUAAUCAUUCUUGUAAUUUUGGUCUAUAAAAUGUGGGAAAAGCAAAAACUUGCCCAAAAGUUUUGUCUAACAAACACUUAAAACACAUCAAUGUUUUUUUUUUAAUACAUAACGUUAUUACUUAUAAGAGAAGAAGUUUUUUUUUUUUUCCACUAAUUUCAACCUUGAACUAAAGUCCAUGAGAGUCCUCACUCAGAAAAGUUUAUUUAGGUUGUUUUCUUGGCCUUCAAGGGAUAGAAAUGAACACACACAUGCUCUCACCCAGCCUCCCCUCUAGAUGUGACCUUUUCACGGUCACAUGAUCUGCCUUUUCCCGUUAAGUGUGUGCUCUUUAACAGCAGCAGAUCUGCAUCAUAAAGCUGGCCAGCAUCACAAACGUGUGAAUGGAGAACAUCAGAGCUGUGACCGAUCAGAUCCUCUGGACAUGUGCUGGACAAAAACAAGCUCUGAAUUUUGAAGCAUUCCCACAAGCUGUGUUGUGGUCCAUCUUGUUAAACAUGUGGUUCCCAUUGUGGCCACGGCUCUCUCUCAGUAUUUGGACCUUUUUUUUCUAAGUCUCUCCAAGCACAACAAGCUUUUUGGACUGGAUCUUUACACCAGUUGUACCGACCAACUUUGGCCCUCAGUUUGGCAAACAUGUUGCUGUUAGUGUGUGUGGACUGUAAUAAAUGAAAAAUAUGACUAGAAAUCUUGACGCUGAUAAAAAUCAUAAUAUCCAAGAAUUAAAGGCUCAUUUCUUGCUCGCCAAAACAAAUUUCAGUCCCCUGUGUACACUUUUGAAGUGCUAAUCUACACAACUCUUUCCUGCCUUGGCUUAAGCAGGAAAAGAGGAACAUGCUGCUGUGAUGGAGACAUGCUAAUGAGUUCAUGACCCAUGGUUUUAAGUGUAUGAGUACAUUUAAGGCAUGUCUAAGUGUCCUAUUGCUGGUUUUAAGCACUUAAGAUUGGAUUAAAGUCGAGUUUACAGAGCAUUCCUUAUUGUUGUGUUUGGAGCACAGCCUGGAUCCCACCAACUUGAGGUGUUAUCUCUGCACCUGUAAAAGUCUUUUUGCAUCUGGAAUAUUUGGAAAAUAUCUGGAAAAGACAUGUAUCUGUUCAUGCAUGAAGUGAAAGUUAAAUGCAAUUAUAACCUGUUCUAUCCACAGAACUGCAUGAUUAUAGCAGCUGUGUGGGUUGGAAACUGAUUGCUCUGCAUGGGGGUCACUUUGUUUAACAAGGCCUUCAGUGCCUGCAGAGUGUAUUCCCAACUAUAUAAGACUAUAAAUAUGAUUCAAAACAAUCUCCUGCUGCAGCUUUUAUUUUACUCAAAGAAACUAUUUGGACAGUAUUUUUUUUACAUGUGUAUAAAGUCAAUUAAAUAAAGAAAAAUAGGUGGAAAAAUAAAACUACUGAAGCCUGUAAAACUGCACAAUGACACAGCUUAAGCUUCAAUUAGGAGAAGCGAGUUUAAGAAUAAAAGGUUAUUCACAUAGACAGGAUAUACUAUGGACAACUUUGCUUCGCAUUCCGUCAUUAUAUGAAUUUGAAGCAAAAUUGCUCUCAUAUUUCUGGGAUAUUCUCCGCUUCCUGGAACCACCACUUGUGCAGUAGCAUUGUACCCAUUCGGCAGGAGAGUUACUGAUGACGCUUUGCUCAAACAGCGUAUCCCCUGGGUGAGCUACGCAAUCUUUGUACACCCAUAGAAAAAUAUAAACCCUCUAAUAACUUUGAAAAAUGGAGCUGCACUGAAAAAAGAGGACUUGAGCACAAACCAGUCUUACAGUAACUACAUGUCAACACCACAAGCAGGGGGGAGAAAAAUGUAUAUUCUGAGUAGUUGAUUUUUUAAAGUUUGUCCACAACUCCAUAGGGAUUGCUGGAGAAGACAGGAUUUAUGACCUAUCCUGCAGUCUGUCACCAGGGGGUGCUGCUCUCGCGGUGGCUUCACCCAAAGAGGAGGCAGGCGGUGUCCACUCUAAAAGUCUAUGAUUAUUCAUCACAAUGAUUACUGAAUUAAUGCUGCUUGACAGAAGUCUGCAGUCUUUGGACUCUAUAGGGAAAUUUUUACUAUCAAACGGUGAGCAGUCAGCAGGAAAAUCCCACCAUGGAGUUCUCAACUGGUGGUGGCAUUGAAUGUUGGAUGAUGAUGAUAGAAACUGAUGAUUCUGCAGAGAUGAGGUAGAGAUAGAGAGGUGUAGAGCAUGCAUGUACUAUCAGCAUGAAUGAACUAGUGGCAUGGGGGGAAAAAAACAUAUCUACAAUUGAAUAAAAAGGCUACAGAUAAAACAGCUGAUUAACCAAUGAGGGCGGGAGAAGUGAGUGAGCGUGAGAGAGGAAAAGGACAAUGAAGCAACAUUAAGUGCAAAAAUAGCCUCUCUGACUGAACUUACUCUGGAGCUCCAUUUGAUUCUCAGUAAACCUCCGUCCACUUUUCAGUUGGCAAGAAUUACAUGCUGCAUUAACGAAAGCUGGAUUGUAUUGUACUCCAGUCAGGCCAACACAUGGUCUAAACUUUCUUUCCAAGAUCACAAAAUGUUCUCUCUCCAUAUUCAAGGUUGAAGUUCACAAAGCACUUGCGUAAUGUUUCUUAUACUCUACAAUCUUUACAAAUGUUGGACUGACUGAGACCAAAGUCCUGUCUUGAUGAUGGUGGCUGCGUACAUAUAAAUGAAUGACCAUAUUGGUAGAACAGGACCUACAAAAAGCUCCUGUUGUUGUUGUUUACUUUGACAUUGUGUUUUACGCGGCUAAUUCUGAUUUGGUUGUCUUUUUGCAGGACCUCCUGGGCCAAAGGGAGAGAAAGGCGAUACUGGACCACUGGGACCUGCUGGGGCUCCAGGGUUGACAGGCUUGAGAGGUGAGCACAACCAGACUACCAUUCAUUAGUGAGUGAAAUAUGUUCAAGUUGAAGCAUUGUGCAAAUUAGAAAUGGAAAGACGAGAGGGUCUAAACCGUUUGAGUCCUGGUGGCCUGAUCGAAUCACCAGCUCGUCCUGCUGCUGAUGAAAAGGGAAAACCCUAAAACUGGAGCUAGAAUAUGGUUAGCCUCUUCAGCAUCGAGGCAGAUUGGGUCUGUCCAAGAAGAGGAACAAAAACUCAGCAUUUUUUGGCUGAUUAAAACUUGGAAGCACAAAUAAUUGUUUACUGUACCAUAUCGUACCAAAUCUGGACCACUUGGUGGAACCGCAGCUUUGCUGGACACUUUCCUGGUUGACAGCCCUCACCACAGUGACGACAUGACAGUACAGGAGGUCAUUUCUCCAAGCCAAGAUAAAAAUCAGGCCUGUAAUCCCCCAUGAAACCACAACUUGACGUUUUUACAGUCAGAUAUUCUCUGGAUUAAACGCAUAAGAUGAAAAGUGCAAAAGGAGCCAGGAGGCAGUUUCCACUACAUUAAAGUCUGACUGCUGAGUUUAACUAACCAUCUCCUGGCUCCUGCCUCAAAUAUGACUGACAGAAACAAAAGUGGAGUCUCUUAUCUCAUCUUACACUCACAAUAGAGUUGCAUGGGUAUACGGCCAAAAUGUUGAGCAAUACCUUGGACAAAUGACGGUAGAAAUGAGGUCAAGAGCCUCCUAUUGAUCUCAGUAUAACAAUCAUGGAUACUGUGAGGAGUUUUCAACAAGAUCCUGCAUGAAGACUGUCAUUAUUUCAGACCUUUCCACUGGAAUUAGAAUAUCAGAGACAAGACAGAGUAUUUCUUUGUUCUGAAUCAGAUUUUCGAUAUUCAGCUCUCACCCUGGGCUGUCCUUGUUUGAAACUCAGUUGGGCUAGUAGCUACACAUUUUGUACAAAUUUAGCAACACCAGAUUUGGCGUGAGGCUGUCUCUGCUCUGAAUUUUUUUUUUUUUAACUAUUAUUGUGACUGUCAGCACCUGAACUCCGUUGCUCAGAGCUGCUCUUCGUGAACUCUAUUCCUAAAGACACCAAAGAGUGUAUGAUGAGCAGAGUCACUUCUUUUAACACAGUUUUUUGUACUUGUGGCUGACACUGGAGCAAAAUUAGCAAAAAGAAGUGUUAUUUACGACAGAAAAACUUCACAACCAGGGCUUUGGAAAGUAAAACAGCAUGAUGGCAAUAAUCAGGAUUUUGUUUUUAUGUCGGCGUAUGACCACUUAACUGUUCUCCAAGUUCAACUGUGCGCAUUUUGACAUUAUUUUACAUUGACAUGGACACCAGAGCACGCAGGGACAACACUUAAUGUCCCUACAAAUAAUGUAAAACAUAUAAAACACUGUUCAGCUCAGGAGUUGGCAAAAGAUGUCCUUAAAUACCAAUCUAUUAUAUCAUGGUCAUUUGUUGCGUCCAGUAAGUUCUCUCAGGUGUUUUUCAGUGAUCAAUUACGGUGUUUCAUAAUCACAAUAUAAUACCUGAGUGAAGGCUUGGAGCGUUUUAAGUACAUGGACUUGUUUGACUUCAUUACCAAGAAAAUUGCUCAUUCUGACGACUCAAAAAGCCUCAAAUUUUUGUGUCUGCCACUCAAAACAAACCUCAACCUGCAGGGAGCUGUGCCCCGUUUCUGCUGAACAACCUUAAAUCUUUGCAAAUCUUCAAAGUAAGAAAAUAAAGUCAUGAAAACAUCAGAUCUUUACAGCGUACUGCUGGGUGCUCAAACUAUUUCUCGGUUGAAUUAAUCUGAAGCCAAAGACGCAAAGACUCAGGCUCGCAUGAUGUCCGAUUGUCUGAUUUACUUGUUUGAUUUUUUUGCCCUGGUGUGGUUUUUGGAUGAAUUUUACAAGCCCAUGGGUCAUGAAAUUUACCUGCCCUAUAAACGUCCAAUGUAAACAUCCCAUUUUGAGUUACAAGCUGCUUUAUAUGCUCGAGGAUUUAGGUUUGAGUGGCGAGAAAGGUGAAAAUCUAGCUGCAUUUUAUACAGAACAGACUGUAGCUGCUUUUCUGCUUUUGUGAUUACGUUACAUGGCAUUAAUAAUGAGGCGUGCACAGAGAAUAGAAAUAGUCACAUAAAUCCGCUUGUGAAAACAAGGCUCCAGACUUUGGAUGAGGUUUUAUUUUCAGGCAGGGUGUGGACAGGUCCGGAGGGACGGGUCGUCUAUCUUUGUCUUGCCGGUCAUUCCCCCAAAAACCACAAUAUGAACCUCCAUCUGGGCAGAAUUGGCACCAACAUGAGCAUUUUUCAUAAACACUGUAAGAUAGGAAGAGCUACAGUCUCGAUCCAGAUGUUCUUAGGACCCUUUCCAGCUUGGUACCUCUUGAAUCUUCACCCUCUCUGCUCCUCCCUGUCAUCAUACCUCCUGUACACCCAGACUGAAGCACUGCAGCGCUCACAUGACAUUUCCAAGAAGUAUUAUCUUACAGCGGAGAGGAAAUCCCCCCACUGCUGCAAUAACUCCAAAAAAUAUGGAGAAAGGAAAUUCUUUCUGUCCAACACAAAACCUUUGAAAAAUUGAUAUUAAUGCAUAUCAAAAACGUUACCAUAGAAACAAUUUGACUGUUACGGAAAAAUCACCCGUGCCAUUAACAGCUGUACAUUUUGUGAUGCUACCCUUCUGCUCCAUAUGCGCUGAGGCCAAAAAAAAUCCAUCAUCGCAUUACAGCCCUGAAAAUCCUCUUGGACUUGUAGAACGAUCUUCUCGGAUUGUCCUGUGAAAACAUGUCUUCACUCCCUCCAAAGUAUGAUUAAUACCAUUUUUCCCAACAGGCUUUUGAGGCGUGAGUUAUCGACCCUUCACAGCUCAGAGACAGAAAACCACCAAAAACAUGACAUCAUCCAUCAUCGCUUUAUUUUCUGUCCCUAAAUGUAAACUCAGCCUGUCUAAUCGUUUCAUUCAGGUCGCCAGUAACAACGGUGUAAUCAGAGCAUUUCAGGACACCGGGAUGGGUGACAAAAGUGCUAUAAAUAAGUAAUUACCUCGUUAAAGUCGAGAUUUGGGAGUGUGCGGACUGUAAACAAAUGUUCUCAUUGUGUGGCGCAGGGCUGGAGUCUGCAGGACAUCUGAGAGUUUGGUUAAUGAAACAAAACGAGUUAUAAAGCUGUUCUUUUAGAGUCAGGAAGCGUUCAGGAGGGAAAUGUUGGCAGGUGGUAGAACAAGAAAAAGACCAGCGGUAACAUUUUGGACAUUGUGUUAUCAGGCAAUUAAGAAAACCAAAACACAUCAGAGCUCAUUAGAAAUGGGAUCAUGAAGUCCUCAUUGUUAUUGUGAAAGAAAUUUGGUUAUUGUUGUUGAUAGGGCUGUCAAACAACCCAUUUUUCCAAUUGCCAGUAAUCGCUGAAUUUUCAAACAUCAUCUUGAUUAACUGAAUUUUGAUCGGUCAGACAGUUUCCCACUUAGAGACGCUGGCAGCAUCUCUGCAUCAUGUCAUGCAGUCAGAUGAUACAGUUUUAACCUGCUUAUGAGGAUACAACUCUGUUUACUGACACUGUUUUUUUGGGGGGGUUGAUUAUGAGCCCAUGCAGUGAGUUUCACUACAGAGUCAGCCCAAAGAUGAUGUCCAUUCACCUUUGUUUUUGUUUUUUUGGUCGUCCUUUUUAGAGAUUUUCCAGACCAUCACAAACAUUAGAUGAGAUUGUGUUUUACAGAUAAUAAAAGAAAAGUUAAUGCUUCAGAACAUCAUUCUGAAAUUGUUGAAUUAUUAACUCGUUUCAGUUUCUCACAGGGUGGUGAAUCUCUUUCUGUCUUUACCUCGGGUGACUCUGCCCCUUUGAGUGCUUUUUUUGCACCCUGUGUGUUACUAACAUGUUAAAAAUUGACCAAAUUUGUUCAUACAGGUGUUACUUAGCAUGAUACAACUUUCUCAGUUUCCUUCCCUAACUUUUUCAAACAUGUUGCUGGUAUCAAAUUUUAAAUAAGUACAUACUUUCCAGUAACCUUUUUUUUUUCAUUUUCAACAUUUGAAAUGUUGUCUUUGCAAUAAAUUAAUAAAACAUAUGAAUUAAACUGUUUGCAAACCAACAACACCUGUUUUUAUUAGUGUUGUGCAAAACCAUUCAACAUUUUUGGACUCAGCGUUGUGAUUUGAUUUGAGGUUUUCAACUUUACGACUAAAAAGAAAGAAGCCUGAAAAGUUUUAUUUAGUGGAACCAACAGGAACCAGCUUCAACUGCAAGUGAUUUAAUAAAGUUUUUUUUGACUGCCAGGAAACAGCAUUGGAUUUAAAAAUAUGAUAAUAAUGCAGAAAAUGUCUAAACAGAAUAAGAUUCACCCUUAAAGUGGAUAAAAACCUAAAACUAAAGGUAUUUUGAUGAAGUCAAAGCUGCUUUAACUGAAAGUGUGAUGAUUAUUUACUGAACUGAAGCCUUUGAAUGUCUGUGUUUGUGUUUCAGGGUUCACAGGAGAAAAAGGCAUCCAGGGCCCUCGAGGAAUGAAAGGGUCCAUAGGGGUUGAUGGUAUUCAGGGAGAAAAAGGAGAAGUUGGACCUGUUGGUCCAAGAGGUACGUAGCUAUAAUGUUUUUUACAUUAAAUGCUUAGCUGUGCUUCAAAUGGAAAUAACUGUUGGUUUUGGCUCAUUUCUGGCCCUGAGCCGGAAUCUAAAAUAACCGAAAGAAAUAAAAAACAAACAGUGUAGGUUACAUUACCGUUUAAACACAGCGAAGACAGUGAACUUUAUUGGGAAACCAUGUCACCAUAUAAAAGUGUGUCGGUUCCUCACUCACCAAACAGCUCAUAAUUCACAAGCCUGUAGAAAUAGUCUGUUAUUUCCUCACAAAACCCACAGUUCAGUCUUGUCAACACUUUCACCGCACAAAUCUUUUCAAACCGACAAACUCUUUUCUUAAACGUCCCUUUGCACGUUCACUUUUUUAACCAAAACUCCUACCAAGGAAGCACAAACAGUUCUCUCCCCACACAUCUUCCAUCAGUAACAGGUGGGACUGUUUUCUUUCUGCUUGUCUCCAAAGAGGCUGUAACUGCUGUACUUAACAUGCUCUUCUAAACUCAGUCCAAAACAAACAGCUGGCUGAGCUGAUCAAGUCAGUUUUCAGCUGUCCCAUAUGAGUCAAUCUGAGAAAUUACUUUAUCACAACAAAACAAAACACCAAAACAGAGGACAAAGACACCAUCAGUGCUAUCUCCUCAGUUUACCUUCUGUUUGUAAGAUACAACUGUUUUGUCUUUUUUACGUCUUUUCUCUGACUGUCGAGGUUUUAUUUGUUACUGCUCACCUCCUUGUAAGAUUUAUGUGAUUUAACUUUCUGCCUGAAGCUUAGCCUGUGAACUCCUGAGCAUGUGCAGAAUGCCUCGGCCAGUUUCAGUCCAAUUGAGUUUGUCUUUAGGUAGACGGGUUUGAAUCCACCAUGUAAAAUAAGCAUGUAUAAAUGGCUCUGGAGGGAAAUAAAAGCAGACACUGAUUGGUUUGAUUCAUGUUCAUGCCUCUGAAUAAUCAAAGGACCUUAUCAAACCUCUUUCAACUCCGUGCCUCCCUUAGCAUCUAGAUUGUGCGCCGUCCAACUUGCAACAUGCAAACACACCCCAUGCUUUUUAAUUGGGGCUCAUAAAGUCCAGCAAAGAUGCAAGUGCAAGGAUUCAGCUGAUCUAUCCAGAGAUGGACCCCAAUGUGCACCCACAUGAGCAAGCUCUCCAUUUAUCCAUAUAGUUGGAUUUGAUAAAGAGGUCUGUCUCUUUUGGCUCUCCAGCAGUUGCUUCUGUCACUAGUCCACUUAGUCCUCUUUCUCUUCAUUUAAACCGCUGUAGCGUUUUUCAUGAAUCUAGAAAAGGUGCUUUACAUGAAUAGGAAAUCAAUCAAAACAGUCAGAUUCAUCACCUCCCAACUCAUGCACAAGGAUAGAAUAAAGAGGCACCGAAGCACUAUCAUGAAUAACUUGUAAUGAAAUUGACAAUUAUAUAUCAAGACAAAACUAAGAUUUAAUAUAAAAAUUAAUAUAUGGAUAAGUUGAGUUACUUAAAAUAAUGUCAAAUUCAUUAAAGGCUAAACUUGAAGGUAGGUUGUGAGUUUGUGUUUAAAGACAAGAAGCAGUCCUUAAAUUACCUCAGAUGGAUAGAUUAAUCAUAGUCAGCGGUGUGGAGGGAUUGGUCUUUAUUUUCCCAACACUUUGAAAGGUAUGCGGUGGCACAGAGCAAAACCACAGAAACCAAUCAUCUAAUCAUGACGUGUAAUGUAUGCUGUUGUAGAGAGUCCAGUGCCUCUAAAUAUGCCAAAAUUCUUAUAUGGUGUAAAACCCAUUAAAGCGUUGAGUAGUGACAAGCAGCUGCAUAUACCAUUAAGCACAGUAGAAGAACUAUGACCAUUAUAUUUUCAUUAAACUCUAUAAAUAUAUUUCUCUAUGACUUCAGCCUUCGAGUUUGAGGUAUAUGAAGUUUGAUAAAUCUGAUAACUUCAUGACAAAGUACUGCACAUCAGUGAUCAGUCCAGCAAACUUUAUCUCCAUAAACCCUUUGGGGAAGGUUGUUGAUGUUUCCACUUUGGCAUCACCAUCCAGUCAGUGCCAACGAUAACAAACACAAACUGAGGGCCUUUGUGAAAAAUAUACCCAUGACUAAUACGAUAAGACGCUGCAGUCCUUUUAGGUCAGCAUGUCAGUGUGUGUUUGUGUGUACAAAUUGUGUGUUUAGCCAACAGCUGUUCCCAAUCAGAGUUUGGUUUGGCUGAAAAUGUCCAAUGUCAGAGUCCCACAGUCCCCAUGUUGGCCAGUAGUGCUUAAAAACCUUGGAGCAGACUGAUCUGUUGUCCUCUGUGCCUAUGCUUGUGCUUGGGAUUGGUUCAGCACUCUUCAGCAGCCUCAAUUUGGUUCGUUUCUUUUAAACAUUGAUACACCCAACGCUAUUGGAGCGUAGCUUAGCUAUUGUCCGUAAACAUAAUGGAUAGUAAAUGAAAUGAACUAAGAACAGUUGGUAUUAAGUUUAAAUAAAUUGCCUGUUGAAGUGGUGACAGUUCCACUGAGGCUGGGAAAAUAUCAUCAGUCUCUUUGGUUGUAAUGAGAGGCAGAUUUAUCCAGAAUAUCUUGUAUUGGCGUUGUCUCAUAAGGGCUGUUGGUAAACUCUUGGUUGUUGGACUUUUACUAUCACCCGGUUUUCACAUACUUUACUGAAAGCUACAAAAGUUCACUUUUACCAACAAACUUUCAAUCAAGUUGCUUGUUUGUUAAUAAUCUUUUUGGCUCAUUCACUACAUUCAUGUUAAGGCUCAUUUGUUCUCGCCAUACGUAUGAAAAUGUACGCAUCCAUUUCAAACGAUGGUUUUGUCUCUGCCCACGUACUUCCCUGCAUCCUUUACGUUGGCAUGGAUGUUAACCAUUACAUCCACCAGGAGGCAGGCCGGAGUCAGAAGUUUCACACAACAACAGACUAAUAGAAACACGGCGACUGUGGUGGAGCUAGUAAUAAUGUAUAUUUUGCAUAGGAGACAGAAACGGAGGCAGCGGUGGAGGAGGCAGUGGUUGGUCAGGCCAUUAAAUGCCUCACGGUUGGAGGACAAAGAAUUCUUUUCUCUAGUAGUUCCGAUGAGAGAAAUUGAUGACAAUCCUCAAAAAUCCCUGCCAUUGUCUUCUUCAUUUCUCUCUAGUGAUGCGUAUUAGUUUGUAACAGCAGCAACACUGCCUCCACGGUUUUUGGCGGUACUACUCUGUCUGCCCCGUAUCAGUAAACUCUAAGGAUACGUGCAGAAAUACGGAGAAAAAGAAUGCGAAGCUCGGACGAAUAGCUCCAGGUAUCCGGAUCUGUAUGUAACAUUGAGCAUAAAUAAGCCUUAACACGCAGAUUCUGCAUGCUCAGGGGUCAGUUCCCUGUUAGUUUAAGUGAGGGGCUACAGGAUAGUGAUAAGACGUGGUCUUUUAUUGUAGAUUGAUCAUGUUUUAGGUCAUGCAACUUGCAUUGCUCAUUCUCUGACAUAACUGUUGCUCGUGCAUAAUUGUAACUGGGCUAUUCAAAGGAUAUAUCGUUCGGCCCUAGUAUCAGGGCUCCCUAUACCCUAAGCAUGGUGACAGGGGGAAAUAACCGUCAUGGGAACAUCUGGUCUUGGUGGAAGUCAUCUGUUAAACAACCACAUUUUAUGUGUCAGGGUCUUUUAUCAAUAUUUUGCGAGAAUAGACGAAAUCUCUCAUGGUAAUCGCCUUAUUUUGAAAAUGACUUGUGGUGUUUCCACAAAUCAGUGUGUUAAAAACCAGCCUUAGGAAAUAAUAUUGUGUUUCAGACAGUUUUGUCCAUGUUUUUAUUUGUGUCACAGGCCUCAGAUUUGUUUUGAGCGAAGGAAACACUGACAAUUAUCAGUGGCAGCGAUGGCCACCAUGACCGAACAGAAACAAAAAGGAUCAUUGCGGAUGUUUGGUCAUCUACACUCAAGCAGUUUACAACAAUGCGUGACUGUGCUCUCGCCCAUCUGAGGUCUGGCUGUGGUUUGAACAAACCAGCGAAGGGUGAAGAGUUUGUAGAUCUUCUGCUGUGAACGGGGUCUCGGCGGAAAGCAGAUGCUGGGCUGUGGAGGGAAGAGGGAGACUGGAAGCUUGUUAAAAUAGCACUGGGAAGCUUCAUGGUUUCUUUUUAUAGAUGGAUGGUGAGAUGAGCAGAGAAAGAGUGUACAAAGUUGAUCUUGUCUUUGGUCAGCAUGGAGUCUAACAAGGUCCACGUUCUGUCUUCUAUAGAUGUUUAAAGACACUCUCAGGAGCUUCAAAUCAGUGUAAUUGUAAGUCCUGUUGAUGGCACAGCUGGGAAAAUCUUUAACAUUCAUCAUCUGGGAUUCAGGAACGUCUGCAGAAAGAUUUAACAGCGAUGUCUCCAAAGUUGUUGAGAUCUUUCUGUCUGAACAAACACCAGUUCCUGCUAUGAGGGGCCACCAGCAGAGGAAAAUAAUGGAGCCGUUUAAAUCAGAUUCAUCUGUUGUCUCUCGAGGCACAGCAGUAGCUCCGCGGUUUGUUUGUGUUUUCCUAGCUGCAUUGUGUAGUUGUUAAGGAUGUGGUUGAGAUGGAGGUGAUGCCGACAGCUUAGAGUCGUCACAGGCUGGGUGUGGCGUUAGCUAAGACACUCAGGCAUGAACACAAUCAUAUAGUAACACACAGUAGGUGGGACUGAGUGCCACCUCUGCUGGCAGCCAUGCUGUGGUUUUUGGAUGUGAAAAAGAGUCAAAUUAAAGGUGGGAUAAGUGCAGACUCCAGCCUGAUCCCCUUAUAGCUUCAUGGCUAAAGCAGACUUGUGGUUUUUCCAAACAUGAGCAAAGAACAGUGCUGAAAGAGAUUCUGUCAGGCUUUGGAGUGUUUUCUUGUGCGUAAGAAGUAUAAUCAUUUUCUAAAAUGAAAACAAAUGAGGAGCAGGCGUUUCCAAGAAUUUGAUAUAAGGGUUUGGUGCAUAACUGACCAUAAUUUUGCAGAAACCACAAAUGAACAGAGCUGAUUGAGGUAUUCUGCAUCAUAUCACCUUUUCCACUCUGCAAGCAUCUACAUUUUAAUGAUACUCCAGGUACCCUAGUUUCAGCUCCAACAAUCUAUCCUCUCACGUUUCCUCCCUUUUACUCUUUAUUCACCUCGACUCCAACCGAGAAAAAGAACAUUCAACCGCGACUUUUAAAGGUAAAUUAAGCAGCAGAAACAGGGCGGGGAUCCUCUAAUUUGACUUUUUAUGCCCCUAUCACACAGCAAGAUUACAGGGCUGAGUGUUCGGAGGCUUAUUUUGGACACAUACAAAGGAAGUUUUAAAAAAGGAGAGGAAAUGGGUGUGAAGUAGAGGAAAGGUUAUAAAAUUUUAACCUUUAGAUAGUUGAGCUGCCGCUGCGUGUCAUUUCAUUUGCACACAAAUUUCUACCCUCUGGAACAGUGGUUCACACUUUAGUACAUGUGAUUAUAAGUUUAGGUUAUGAGUGUUUGACUAAAGUAAAGGACAGGUCUGCCACUGUGUACCUUAAAUGAAACACAAGAUACUUCUGCAUAAUAUCAGUGUUUUCUACUUUUAAUAGGACCGAGUUACCUUUGUUGUUUUCGGGUAAAACCUCAACCACAAUCUUAGUGCUGUUUUGUCAUAAAUGUCACAGAUGAAAUUAAACUUCUGAACAUAAACAUAGAUGUUAGUUGAGUUUCUGCUUCUACUAAUUCUUCGAUUUUCAAGUUUGUUCAUAUGUUUUUUUCUUUUUUCAAGGUGACAAAGGAGAGAGAGGAUUGAAGGGGGAGAAGGGGGCAAGAGGAGAGAAAACAGGUAAGAACUCCUUCACUUAAUGAGCUGAAGAGGUGCUAUCGUGUUUUCUCAUGUUUUACACUCAAAUACUGAGUUAAAAUGUUGGAUGUCCAAACUAAAUGUGGGCAAACUCUCAGACUGUGCAGUUGACUUGUGUAGGAAUAAAAGCAGGAUGAGGCUGUAGGCAGCUUUGUAAGGCAUGUCCAGAAAGUCGCGUAACAAUUACACCAAAGAGCUGAGAGAUGGGCUUCAAGACGUCACUGAUUGGUGGAUCUCCUUAUAAGAGCAGAAUGAACAGAACACUUACCCGACCAAAACCUCUUGCUUUGUUCUUUGUUGCUAGGAGUUUAUUUUUUGAUCCUUUUUCAAACUUUCUGGGUCAGUUUCAGAGUCGCAAAUGUGGCCAUAUUUUAUUUGGAAUGAAGGAACACUAGUAAACUCAGUGACCACAACUUUGUUGGAUGGCAACAGUGGAAGAAGCCCCCCGAGAGCUGGCCCAUCAGUAAAAAUGGGCUAACAAGAAUUGACAUGAAUGAAGUCAUGAGAAAAAUUCACAGAGCAAUAAAUUUAUGGGGAAAAAGUUGUAAAAAUUUACCCAAAAAAAGAGUUCUAAGAGAGAAUACUUUAAAUGACUUUCAAAUUUAAGAAAACACGAUCAACAUUACUGGAAAAAAUAUGUAAAUCUACAAGUAGUAAGUUCUGGGAGAAAAAUCAUGUGGAAAAAGUUGUCAAUUUGUAAAAAAAAAUAUACAAAUAUUGAGUUUUGGGAGGGAAAAAAAGGGAAAAUUCCAAAAAGAAAUGUUGUAAAUUUCCAAGAUUUAAAGCUCCUGUCGGUUUUUUUUUUUUUUACAUUUAUGAAAUAGACUGAAAUUCACAUGAAUGUCACCUUAUGAUGAAUGGAAAGCAAGUAAGAUCAAUGACAAGAUUGAUGGUUUUUAUGUUGUAAUUUUUAAUACCUGAAACUGGUGUGAGCUGGUCAGUGUCAGCUGAAUAAACAGCUUUGUUGGUACAGUUUCCACAUUAUGUUAGAAAAGAGGCCUGUAUCAUAAAAAUAAAAAUAAAAUGUUUAACAAAGACAAACUACGUGAAAAUCGUAAAAGAAAACUGUGCAAAGUUAUAAAAUCAGUAAGUUCUUAAAAACGUAUACUUCCAUAAAAUGUUCCCAAGCUGCAGAGUCACUAUGAAAAUAACUGUAUAGGGCACCUCUGCUCCAGUAUCAGCACAUAUAUCAGAGCAUAUGAUCCAAAGCCAACAGUUUAAAAUGCAGGAAUGAAAAUUUACGAGCUGAAGACUUUAUGAGCCUUGUGCAUCGCUGCUUCACCUGACAUCCUGAGCAAAGUGCUGUGAGAAGUUUGAAGGAUCAGCAGAUCUGCUCCUCUUUUAGCCUGAUCUUACGGUUUCCGACUUGAGAUGAAGAACCACAUGGUUUGGUUUACAUCAAAAGGCUCUAAAAGCCAUUAUAUGUAUGCACAUGUCCUGUGGUGGUAAACUGAAGCCUCGUACAGAAACCAUUAAACUCAAAUCAGGCAGAAGAAAAAUAUGAUUAACCUCAAACCCUCAGACGUUUUGCCUGAAAUGUUGGUCUUUCUCUGUUACAUCAUCACGGUGAUGAGAGAUGGAGUGGCAUUCACGUCAAAUGGACUUGAUCCUUGGACCAUCUGAAUGUGUUUUCUGCUCAUUAGAGAGCCGUCAAAGACCGGUGCUCUCCUCACGUCAUUAACAAGACACGGAUGUUUGAGGCUUUGGAGACUUGAGGCCGGACUGGGACCACAUGCUGGUGGCUGUCAGAAAUAUUGUAUCUCCGCGCUGCGCUCUUUUCCGUCACAAACCUCAUGUGGCUGACUUAUCAUCUGAUGCAUGACUCGGGUCGUCUUACACUUCAAAGCGUUGGAUGCAUACCUGUAUGAUCACCAGAACCAGACCAAGAGUAACCCAAAACCAUGGCAGUUUUGUCUGGGAGAAAAACACACAUUCCUCCACACAUGUUAGGUGUUAACACAAAAGAGAACCUGCCACACUGGGUGUUGUCACCAAGAGGAUCAAAAAUCUUUACCUCUUUUGAAAGGCUGGACGCUACAAAAAAUAGCCAAGAGAAGCAAAUGGACACCAGACUUUAGUCCAAAAGGGAAAAAAAAGGGAAAAGUUGUGUUGAUUAUGAGGCAAAAAAAGAAAAGAGGGAACCAGACAAAAUAUUGAUCAGCAACUCUAGAAGAGGUAAUUGUAUUUUUACAACUGAGGUCCAAAGUAAAGAAAGUAACACUUUCCAUGUGUUACUUCAGGAUUUUUCACCUUAGUAGGAUGGUUAAGUUUAGACUCUCCCAGAAUGCAAUGCUGCUGUGCUGUCCCUGCUGAUUACCGAGGCAAUAAAGAGGAGUGAUCCUCACUUAAAGUCAAACUGUCUUUCUGUUACCUGCACAUAUAUAUUAUCUAUUUUACAGGGCGUCAGGGGUCCAGCUUCAACCCCUCAUGACCUUAGGCCCCAGAAACAGCCCUGUACAGACGGUUCUCUGCUUUCUCAAAUACUUCCCUUUCCUCAGAGAUUUAUUUUUCAUUGCUACAAAACGUCUUGUUAAAUUUGUCUCCAAACAAGGAUCAAAUGAGGUUUGGACCUGGAGCUGUUAACAGUUAAAGCAGCAAAAAACAUCAGACUCUAAACUGAUGCAUGGCCCCAGGAGAUGCAUGCAUCUUUGUCAACCUGCAGCUGGAGAAGUUUAUGAGAAAGAUUCAAGGAGGCAGAGAGGAUUACAGCUCACCUGUUGCAGAUCAGGAACAAAAUGAACACUGUACCUCUCAGCUGACUCAGCCUGUUACAGAUGUGCUUGUGCUUUUGGUAGAAUUAGAUCCACAGUGGGGCAAAUAUGGUGACUCUUGGAUGACCAACGCCCCACAUAAAAUAGUUUAGUCUCACCAUUGUCUCGUUAAAAAAAUAAAAUCGAUAUUUGUCUGAGUUUUUCAUGACGUAUUUAAGCUCAUCUAGGUCAAAGAAAUAAACCAAACUAUCUCUUGUGCUCCUAUUAUCAUCAUUAAAGUCCCACCCCAAUCAUUUUGUUACUAUUUAAAGUGUUCUCAGUGGGAUUUAUAUUGUGAUUAGGAAGUUUUAGCUAAAAUCACAUUACCUGUGUCAUUUUCAAAGGCUUUUCUUCUGCAGAGCUUCAGUAGCUAAUAGCAAUUCACCUCUGGUUUGUGGGUGGGGACAGCGCUGCUCUGCAAACUCCUCUUCACAUUAGCUUGCAGCCUAACAUUGCUGGUGUAGUAGAAGUAGCAGGUAACAUAGGAGCUAUUCAGCUCUCAGACACUAAUGUCUUUUGGGACAUGCUGAAAGUUAGUACUAAAAUUAGCUUUCUUACAAACAUUGCAAUCCGCUAACGCACAUGCUUGUUCCACGAUCAUCCUCUCUACUUUCUCAAUAUGGCCUGCAUAGCGGGGCUUUGGGGAUGAAGCUUGGAUUUGCUACCUAGGAAAUCUUACUGUGUCUGAUCCUGCCGUUUGGGUCUGCCAGAGAUUCACAGAUUUGAAUGCAAGAAUACUCAGAAAUGCAAUUUCACACAUAGUUUUCUCAUGAUAUGUCCUGUAGCAUCAGAAAAAUGCCAUAUGAACGUGUAGACAACAAGAAAAACAUGAUUUUCAUCGGAGUGGGUCUUUAAAGUGUCAUUAAAGUGUCAUCAUUUUUUACAUAAACUGUAAUCCCAUAAAGUAAUAUUGCUAUCUUACAUACUCUGUACUUGAAAGUACUCAUAGUCUAAGCUGGUGAGCUGUCAUAGUCUCUGUGUCUGAGUAGUUAAACAGUUUAGACUCCACUCAAAAUAAUGUGAAUUUCUGUAAAAACCUGUUUUUUUCUUCCUGAAUACGACUGAAACAGACCAUAAAAUUAUAAACUGUAUCACUUUGCUUUGAUAGGAUAAUAUGCGUGAAGCAUAUCCAACUAUCAAAUUCCCCCAUUACCAUCUUAACAGACAUUUUCUCUCAUGGGAAUAUAUCUCUGACAAAGCACGUAAUUUAAUCCUCAUUUUUGGGGGGCAUUGCAACAUUUGGUGUAAUUUUCAUUCGGCAGCUGGCACAUUACAGAGAAAUUGGAAGUGAUGCUUGAGCACAUAUAACCCCACACAAACAUGCAGCUCUUGAGGUGGUUUGAUCCCAUGAGAUCCUCCUAAGUGUUCGGGUCUAAUGUUUGACAGACUGAGUUUACGAUGAAUCUGUGCAGCCAUGAUGAUCAAACAGAAAUGAUUGAAGUUUCAGACCUCCAUGUGAAUUAUAUUUUCACUCUGGAGCUUUAGUGCAUGGGAACAUGUGAUUAUUUUUAAGUGUACUCACCUGAAGCCAGACCCAGAACAUUAAUACUUGAGAACAGAUCUUGUCUUGUGUUGAAAUCCCCCCUGCAAAGUUUGGUUUUUAUUACUCAUGUUCACUUUUUUAUUUGUGAAAUCCAAUUAUCUGUGCCUGAAACAGAACAGCUCAGCCCCCCUGCAGUUUUUAGAUUAAUCCAAUUCAUUUAUUCCUAAUAUCACUCACACACACAGUUAACAAGCCACACAUGCAGAAAAAGCUCAUACUGAGAACAGUUUAGAGCAAUAAGGUGAGUCAGUCUUGUACUUUAUGAUUUAAUCCUCAGAAUAAUAGCCGUCAUGAUGCUUUUAUGGCAAGUUUUCUCUGUGGCUGCUGGCUCUGCGGUGGCGCCUUCAGUUGUGUUUUUAAAAAGCCUUGUCUUUAAUGUCCACGGGUUCAAACUCAGCGGGUCAGUCUCUCAGAACAUGGUCUGAUUUGUCACAAAUAGGGCAAGUCAGCCUUUCACAUCCAGACUUCUUUUGAGUGGCACUGUAGUUGUGAACACUUUCAGUUUUUGUUCACCACAUGUCCAUGCUUUAGUGACUCUUCAGCCACAGAGAGACUAGGAUUCAAGUUCCUCUCACACUAUACAGAGUGUGAAUCUGGUCUGGUUACUCCUGCUUCCUGAAAGGACGGCAUAUUGUAUCCAAGUGGGAACUUCCAGUCUUGAGAAUUAAAUCGAUGCUGAAAAGUUCAGUGCUGCAGUUCCCUGAGUGCCCUCUUGAGGCUGACUGUAGAAGCACUAGAAAUCCGAUACACACACCAAGCCAAAGAAGUCUGUUGUUAGAGUGAAAAUAAGUAUGUUCACAGCCUGGACCAAAAACUAGUUUUGGUCUAAGUAGUUCAGGGCUCCCACAGCACCAACAAAACUAGAGUGUUUGAUUUUAAGUUAUUAAGGUUCAAGAUCGGCUAAUCAGAGACACAGCAGAUCUGACUGACCUGCAGUUUGGUUGAGUCAGAAAUACAAAUGUGGAGACUGCUGCUGAUACACUUCAAAACUCAGCUUCACAAACAAAUGGGUGAUAUCACUGACACUCUGUCCAGUUAUUAUACAUUCUGUGAUUGUAUCUCAUACCUAGAUUCAAUCAUUUAGACAAAUGUGCCUCAGACCAUUUCCAUAUGUGGCUGUACGUGAUUGGAUCAUCCUCAACACAUCUGAGGUGUUUUUAAACCUCUGGUUUAGACUGGUUUCUUGUGAUCUAAUCACUAAGACCAUCCAUCCUCCUUGAGUAAAUAGGGUUUAUAUUUGUGCUCUAGAUGUAUGUUGAUAAUGUUAUCCAUGCAUGGACAAAGCCAAAUCUUUUGUUGUUCUAAGAAGUGAUAGAUUUUCUACUUUGACCUUUACUGUCUGUGUAACUUUGAUUUUAUAAUAAUGUCGGUCACCUGUGGAGUUAAAGCUUCUUGAUCAGUCGUGACAAAUUUUGCUAACUUUUAGGGCUGGGUGAUAAAACGAUAACAAUAUAUAUCAAAAAUUUAUUUCCCGCAAUAUCAAUAUAAACAUGGUCAAUAUCCUUUUCAAUAGUCAGCAUUCUGCCAUGUUGUGGUAGACUAUAAAAAUAGCCAAUGAAAAGGGGGAGUUGCUCCAGGUCCACUUCACACUGAACCAAUCAUGUGGUGAAGAAGAACCAAGUAGCAAACAGCUGCAUAGUAGCAGACUGCAGCUACAACCAUAGCAUUUUAACAUGUGAAGCCGACAGUCGGUGAGAAAAAAAGAAAAUUAGUGCUACCACCAGCAGAAAUGCAGAUGAAGGCUCAACAGAUGACGACAUCGUUGACAACACUGGCACGAAAACAUUGGUGGUGGAGGUAUUUUGGUAUUUUUGAGGUCGGACAUAAAGCAAAGUGCACUGCAAAUUAUGUUGCGUACAUGUUCUUGCAAAGUCGGGAAUACCUCAAAUCUUUUUCACCACCUGAAGCAGUGCCAUGCAGCAGAGCACUCACAAUGUGAAAGAUAAAAAAGCCAGAGCGGAGCAAGGAGCCCAUGGCGCCUGUGCAGCCGAAACAGCUGACCAUUCAGUCCACUUUCUCUAGCGCAACACCUUACAAUAAAACGUCAAAGAGACACAAAGACCACAGAUGCAGUAGCUUAUUGUAUUGCAAAAGACAUGCUACUAAUAAGCACUGUUAAAUUUCAUUUUUUUAUAUCGUGAUAUAUAUCGAUAUCGACUGAUAUGAUAAAAAUAUAUUGUGAUAAACUUUUUCCCAUAUCACCCAGCCCAACUAACUUUGCACAAAACACCUGCCUUAAAUUCAUGGAGAGUCUGUCUGUAUGAGAGCUACAUUUCACAGAGACUCAGCAGCCACACAGAGGACUGAGAUCAUCUGCAGAAAAGGAUCAAGAAUAUUAAAAUGAUUGGUUUGGUUACUGCUGCAUUUUUUCAUUCAUAAAGUUCAUAAAAUGAUCACGUAAAUAAAGUUUCUCUCCUAGCAAGCAUGCAAGCCAAGAAAAGCUGCAUGUAUUUCUUAAAGUCAAUCAUUUGUAUCGUCAGUUUCUGCCAUAUGUGCUGGACAAACACGAGAACUGAAAAGAACAUUUUUCUGUGCAAAAUCGUACAGAGAGAAUCAUGGCCUCAUUUUAGUGUGCAUGUCCACCGCUCAAGAAAAGUCCAUUAGAAGCAAAUAAAAAAUGUAAAGAAAUAUUAGUAUAGAAGUAAAAGGAUGAAGGCAUUAAAAAGACUAUAAGGUUAUACUCAAUGAAGGACAAUAACUGCAGAGCUUUAAGGAGAAGAUUUCAUAAACAGAUGGAGCUUGUUAACAUUUGCCCUGCAGCUCUUCGCUCCUGUCCAGUCCAGACUCUUCCUGCCUGCCAGAAAAACAUUAGUAAUACAAAAUCACUCCAUGUUCUGGCUGUUUCCUCAAGUAUCGACAGUCUGCUCCUGCUGCUGGAGCCUCUCAGGCCUCAAGUUUGAACCAUCUGAACCACCACAAACUCUCAGAGCUCAAUUAUUCUCGUUUUUCUGACACAAAACUCUCACUAUGAGUUUUGCAGCUCACUUAAAUUCAUAAAAGUGGAGCAAAAACUUCAAUGAAGUGUUGAGGUUUUCAUCCAAAUAGCUCGUGUUUCUGUGUCAUGGUUGUUCAGCGCAAUAAUCACGGCUGUCAAACUGUGGAGAGACAGGAUGAGUUAAAGGCAGGAUCAUUGAUUUUUUUCUAAUUACUUAAGGGAGUGUUUACUUUUGUUUGACGUCUUCUCUUUCCAGACUGUAUCAUUGUGCUAAAGGGUUUUGAUUCAGGAAAAGUCAUUACAGAUUCGACAUAAGAUCUGAGUAAUCUGUUGAAAUCAGCUUUCUGAGACUUAGUUUCCACUGCAGGAAAAACAGCUUUAUUCGUUUUUGUCUUGUUUGGGUCCAAAAACGAAAUCUGUGGUUUUGAAAGGUUAAUAUUGAAUUAUAUUAUAACACUUUUUAGGAACAAGAGUGAAGGACACCAGAUAAGUGUUUUCAAAAACAGUGUGCUGCUGUUAGCUACCGUUGCUACGUCUGUUACUCUUUCUUUUCUCACAUAGUGAACGGGUGGUUAACAGUGACAGAUUUACCGCUCCGAGGGCUGGAUUUAGUCAAAGUUUGCGUGUGCAGAAAUGUGUGAAAACCUCAUAAACCUGCAAAAAAAUGGGCGAACUGAUCUACUAAUGGUGCGCACUGAGGACUGUAUUUUUCGCAUUGUCCAUUUAGUACAUGUGCCUUGACAACUGUGAUAUAUGGGGCUUGUAGUGGAGAUACAGGAACAGGGAACUCUGGAUCAAAGUUUUCACUAGAUUCACUCAGGGGUGUCAACCAGAACAUCACUUAAGGGCCCAGUUAUCCAGACUAGUCAAUAAUAAGAAAUAAGAGUUGGUUCAGUGGUCCUGUAAUACAGCUAAGCUAAAUCUUUCAACUCAAAUCUCAAACAAAAAAGACUUCAGAAAGAAUGUAGAUGUAAAUCAAACUUUGAUUAUUAUGGAGAAAAUGUCAAAAACUUUAAAAGUUUUAAAAAAUUCUUGCUUAUCCCUAAAUUUCUGUAAGACAGGACAGAAGAGAUUGAAGUUUACUGGGGUCAUGUGAAAAGACAGAUAUAUAAAGUUGGGCGUCAUCAGCAAAAAAAUGAUCAUUGAUGUGGAAGUGUGAAAUAAUAUUUCCACAUGGAAGCAUGUACAGUGAAAAUAAAAGAGGCCCGAGAAUACUUCCCUGAGGAACACCAACGCAUUAGCAUAAAGUAGCCUAUCACAGAUUUCUCUCAUAUUUUCAGAUCAGUUCUACCUUCUUGAAUAUCACAACACUAAAUUUGACAGAGCAUACGGUACAUUUUCAAAUACUCUGGACAUAAAUCAGAAGGAUAAAAGCUAAGUGACUUAGCCAACUGACAAACAAAUACAUUGUGAGGUGUUCCAGGUCUGGUCAGUAAGAUAAUCGUACAAAGUCGUGAUGUGUUUAAAUGUCUCAUCUAGAUAAAAAGGGGAAUAAAGGGUUUUGGUGACAGCCUCUAUAAAUACAAUUGUUUGCCAUCAGAGAGCCGUUUUGUUUUGCACUGUUGCAAUAAGUCCAUGAAGAGUUUUCAGCCAAAUCCAAGAAGCAAAUUGUUUCUAUUGUUUAGAAGUCAGUUUCAUCUAGCAAAUCAUUUUAAAAGACAUUUAUUGAUUUAACUUUAAAUUCCCAUUAAACAAGGAUUGAUUUUUUACCAAAAUUUACUCCCUCUGGGUUACAUAAUCCAGAAAUAUUCCAGCUCAGCUCAACAUGGCAGACAUGAAUGACUGAGAGGUCUUCUUGUAUGGUUCUCAUUAUCCAUGAAGACUGCAGGUCUACAUGUUCUGCCUUCAUCCACAACCUUUUCCCCACGGUGGGGAGUCUCUGUAGUGGGAGACGAGGAAUGAAGAAAGGAUGAAUAGAUUAAGAGAGAUGUGAGAAAGGUCGCGAGGGCGUACUCACAUGUGAAAACUGAUAUAAAAGUGAUGUAUGAGACAAUGUAGAAGUUGAACAUACAAGGCGAGUCAUUUAUAUAACCGAUAUGUGAUUUUUUUUUGAUUAUCUUUAUCUCAAUUAAGCCUCAUACUAACCAGGUUUUGUUUAUGAUGUUUGUUUGUAGAUGCUUACAUCCAAGGCCAGCUCUCUUUCUGCUGGACUUGAGCAGAUUUUGGUUUGUAGGCUCGAAAAGUUCAUUUCACAAUAUCCAGUUGACAAAGAAGCCGUCCAGUAUUGUAAGCGCUAUAAAUCACAGUGAUCCCUUAUGAAGUGGCAGCAGGUUCUCUCUCCCUUUACUCAACUUUAAAACAUUAAAACUAGCCAGAUCAUUUGAUACUUGAUGAGCAGACAAAUAGUUUCGCCAUCUGUUUCAGGUAAUUGAGAAUAAAAUGACUCAUCCUAUCAGUUCGGUAUUUGCUGUUCUUGCGCUCCGCUUUCCUCUCUCUUUGUUUUCUCGAAGUUCAUGAAAAGAGCAGCAGGAGGUUGAAAGUGUAUCUUGUUUCUGGCUUUAAUUUGCAGGAAUAUGAUACAAAUACAUGCAGCAGAUAUGAUGGUUUAAUAUUAUGUUAGAUAUUAUAUUAUGAUGGGCUAGUAAGUGCAGAGUUCUUGACUUUAUAAUGAGAGUUAAAUGGUACACAGUUAAAAUUUAUGAUGGUCCGAUGAGGUUAAUAUCCUGUCUACAUCGUGUGUCUGGUUUUACUCUCCAGCACUUUUUGUCAACAGUCUCAGCCGGCGAGUAGAUCUUAACACCAUAGAGCCUUUUGCAUCUGCGUCUCCAUGUGCGUGUUUACCUCCCUUUGUCAUUUUUUCUGUCUUCGUAGUGAAAAGCGAUAAAUCAUGUCAAUUAUAUGAGCACAGCUGCUCUGUGGUUUCAGGGAUACCAGAUGUUUGGUGGAUCCAUGAAGCUCCUAUUAACCCAAAUACACACUCAGCGGGAAAUACCCCAUGAGCAUGACUUCAAUUAAUGAUGAUUCAGAGUUCUUUUCAUGCAAGUGUAUCCCAGAGCAAUAUGCUACCAAACAACAGUGAGAGUUUACACAUCCAAUACUGUAACAGUUUUAAUUCUUAAAGUCUUUGUAAACCAGCCAUAUAUAUCAAACUGUGAGAAAUAAACCACAACUCCAACUCGCAAAAGUGGCUGAUGUGUAAAAUGUUUGGAAAUUUGAGAUUUUGAUGGUGUGAAUAUAAUUUUAACAUUAUGUUUAAUCAAAAAUAGUGCAAAAACAACAUGUCAGAUGUUAGAACUGAAAAAACUAUAUGAAAUGUAUAUGCUCAAUUUAAGAAUGAUACUAGCAACACAUUUAUAAAAGUUAGAGCAGCACUGAAAAAGUUGUGAAAUGCAAAGCAAACCCUGAAAAACACCAGUUUGAGCAGCUUGACUAGGUAUUGAAAGGAAUUCUAGAGAGGCUAAAGCUAUAGAUGAGAACAGGUUCACUGCUCUGUGAGAGACUGAGUGAGUAAAUAGUUCCUUGAUUUACAAAAAAUGUUCCUCAGAGCAAAAUUACAAAGAAUUUGGGGCUAUUUGAUCAUAUCGAAAUAUCACUGAAAAAUUCAGUUAAUCUGAAGAAAUAUUGACAUGAAAGGGGCUAAACUGUGGAUCUUUAUGACCUAAGUAGUGCUGCAUUUAAGGCAGACAUGUCUCUGUAGUGGAAAUCCCAGCAUGGGCUCAAAAUCACUCUCAGUGAUUGUAUGUGGACACAAGUUUGUUGCUGCAUCCACUAAUGCAGUUUGAAACUAAUGGAAAACUACUUGUAAAUGUGGUGCAUACACACCAGCAGCUUCUCUGGGCUAAGUUCUUUGAAUGAUCCUGUGAUGAGUUUUUGAUCGAUUUCAAAACAGUCCGAUAUGAAAAGUGAUAAACCUCCAUGAUGUAAAAAUGAAAAUGAAACCAUCUAUGACAAGGCUGUUAAUCCCUAACUGUUAUUUAAAUGCCUGUUAUUGCAGUGAAGGGUGAAGUUCACUGAAGGAGCAGCAUAUGUUAAUUGCCCCACAGUAAACCUUCACAACAAGUGAUUUAUCAUUCUGCAAUAAGAUGAUCAAGUGAGAUUUUGUGUGGAUUAACAACACUUUAUGAAAAUAAGAUAAAAUCAGCAACAGAAUAAGGGUUAGAAUUUUGUUCACAGGACAACAACACAAGACAACACAAAGUUCCUCACUAGAGCUUUAAAGUAGACUGAACUGAAGUGGAGAAAUGUGGUGUGGUCUUGGGAUUCAAAAUGAGAUAUUCUUUGUGUAACUCUUUAACGGCACAUCCUCCGCUCUUAAGAGAAGAGGGACCACCUAGCUUGUUCUCAGCACGCAGUUCAAAGAGCUAGCUUACACACAUAAGAGGGCACCAAUAAUAAAGAACAAUAAAUGUAGGUUUUGGAGCAACAUGUGCCGCUACCCAGAUAAGGCUUUUUUCAAAGACAACCUCUUGUAAUUCAAGACAAUGCCAAAUCACAUUCUGUAUGUAUCACAACAGCAGGCUCUGUAGUAGAAGAGUCCAGAUGCUUAAAGCCCAGCUGGUCACCCACUGAAAUGAAAAAUCUAAAAAACAUAAAACAGUUGUCAUGAAGCUAAACUGCUUUUGAUGCUGACGCGAUGAGACGAUAGAAGCAGCUCUUGUGUUUGACUGCUCAGUAUGAAGCUAAAGUCAAUAGCCAGUUAGCUUAGCCCAAAGACUGUAAACGAGUAAACAUUAAAAUGAAAAAGGAGAACUCCAACCAUGAGGACCUCUACAUUACCUCCAAGACAUUGUAUCUUGAACCUCCACAAGACAAGUUGCGGUUUUAUGAGGGGUUACGUGCUGGACUUGUUCUGUCCUGGGAUGGAUUCUUGUCCAGCAAAAUGACAAACUAACUGCUUACAGAUGCAUGAAGGGAGUUAAAUAUUUUAAAAUCUCUGAGACCUCACUGUGCUGUUAAGUUCACAAGAUUGCUCACAGACAACAACUCAUGAUGUUCAAAUGAGGGUCAGCAAUCAAUGGACAAACUUCGAUGCCAAAUGUUUUUAACCCCACCACCCUUUUAUGAGGGGAAACGUCCCAUCUCCCUAAAUACUUAUUUUUUAUUCUUCUUGUCGAAUCAAAGGAGAUAUUUUGUGGUUUGGAUCCAAUUCUGCUGCAGCAUGUGGAAAACAACCUCUCGGUCUGUGUUUGUUUUCAUCUUGAUUUGAUUUACGAUGCUUCAUUAAACUCAUAAACACUCACAAUGAAAAUAAUCUGUGCUGUGUGAGUUCAAACAUGCAGGCUAAAAGUUGGCAUAAAUAAUGAGGAAUCUGUAUUUCUGCACACUAAAGAACAUGGAGGCUUAUGGAGCUGUGAGAGACGGCGUUUUAUUACAUGGAGAGAAAAAACUGUCUGCACACACAUCAAAACAAUUGUAAAUGCAUUUGCUGAUUCAUUUGUAUUUACUUCAGUUUGUUUGUUUGUGUUUUCUGCAGUGGAGGAGACGUUGGUGCGGCUGGUAAAUGGGUCAGGUGUUCAUGAAGGUCGUGUCGAGGUUUUCCAUGAGCGCCGAUGGGGGACGGUGUGCGAUGACGUCUGGGACAAAAAGGACGGAGACGUGGUGUGUAGGAUGCUGGGAUACAGCGCAGCCAUCGAGGUGCAUAAGAUGGGCCGAUUCGGACAAGGUAAGAUCCUAAUUACACCUGGACAAUACAACUAGCUAUAUUAUUUAACAGAACUGUGUCAAAAGAAGAGAUGCUUAACUGUUGAGUAAAACAACCUCAUGGUGAGCCAAUUUUAAAGACUCCUCAAUCAAAGAAAACAAGUGAGACAGACCUGAGAUGAGACAAAGCGGUUAAAUGCUUCUCAAACUGCAGUUCCCUGAGUGGCCACUUGAGGCUGGUUGAAACCGCAUCUUAACCCUUCCCUCUGAAGAGCAAAAUAAAUAUGUUUAUAGCCCUGUUCAAAAACUAGUUUUGGCUUAACUAGCUCAUUUUUCUUUCAUUACGCACUAAAUGUAGAGUUAAUUUGGGUAGUUGAACGGCAUAAAAGUUAUGAGUCAAUUCUUCACAUAACAUUCAUCAAGUUAAACACCAGAUUUCAUUUUAAAUAAAGUUUUUUUGCACUGUGUCAUAAAAAAUAGAGGGAUUUUAGCACUCUAGUAAAUCAUCCAGCUUUUUUGAGCUUUCAUACAUCAUCCUUAUAACAUCAAAAUUUUGACUUGUAUUUUUUAAUGAUUUGGAACAAUCCCUUUCACUUUUAGUGCUCGGGAUCACUAUAGCUUCUCCCUCUAUCUUGUCAUGCUCAUUCUGUCCAUAGACACACACCAGCCUCCUCUUGCUCUUCUCCCCACUCUCCUCUCUCCAUCUGUGGCUGAUAGUUUGUACCUCUGUUAAACUUAACGUUAAUCUCCUUGAGCUUCCAAACUUUGUCUCACAUUGAUCUGAGCUGCUGCUGAUGAAGUGAAGGUGUCUGUCUUAUUCAGAAUGUAAUAGUCAUGAUUGACUGAUACUGGCUGCCUGAUACAACUGAGCAACAGGAGUAUCUGCUCUUAUUUUUUCCACUUAAAAGGCUCCCUGGUUGGUGAGGAGUGACUCCACAGCUGUAAAGUUUCAUCUAUAUUGAAAACAUACACUCUGCAGAGAUCACUUGCGUUUCAAUCUGGGCAAUAUGACAAUGAAUGGAUGAUAUACUCAUAGUAAUUUUAUAUCUGCUCUCUUUAUAAGCUCCUUCCUUAUGAGUCUGUGGUUGUGAAGUUUUAUCCACCCUCAGCACAUCCCCUAAAGGAAGUAUUCCUGUUUUUUUACCAACUCUGUCGUUUUUCAGAGCAUCCGAAAUGCUACGGGGAUUAAUAUUUAAAGUUUUAUAGGGAAAGUCGUGAGCGCCAGAUGUCAUCAAAACAAAGUCUCAGAGGACAAAUCCAUCCCUGGCUUUCUCUCUAUUUUAUUUCAUUCACACAGUCAGCCUUACAUCAUUCAGAGUCCGUGUCCAGGCCUCAAUGAGUUGUUAGAAAUAAGUCUGGAAAUUUGGGGAAAAACAGCUUUUGUUCCAUAGGACGACCUCCAGGCAACAGCGGGGACUGAGAACACAGCUGGAUUCAAUUUCAACACAAUCUGGUAUUCAAAUACAUCUUUUCAGAUCAGUCACAUACUUUUAGGAUUGUUUACUCUCACUUUUUUUUUUAAUUCAUAUAAUUUUUUCAAGUUUUCCAGGCAUUUCUCAGAAUUUAGGUUUUAUUCUCAUUAUGGAGCUCAUGAAAUAUUCUCUUCAGCAUGCAUGACUUCAUCUGAAAUACUUGCACUUUUAUAGCAACUCUGGAGUUUUGUCCAACACAUACAUUUGUAGCACGUUGGUAUUUUAGACACUAGUGCUCAGGGUUUAACUGAAUUUGAAUUUCUAUGAUGUCUUUGGCUUUCCAUGAUUAUGAGACUAGAUAACUGAGAUUGAACAAUCGCUGCUGCCUGCACUCGCUUCCCUCAAACAGUUUUCACUCCAACUUUUGGGAGCUACAGCCAGGGUUGGACUGGUAAUUUGGCACACAGGCCAAUACAUCCAAGGGCUGGCAAGCUUUGACUAUAACAUGCCAUCAUUAGAAGAGGAGAGAGGAGAGCUGGGUGAGGAGGAAGUGUGUGUGUGUGUGUUAGUAAAGCAGAGGGAAAGAGGGAGCACCAGAGGAGGGAAAGUUGGAGCAUUAACAAGCUGACUGCCAAGCUUAACAGAGAGCGACAUCAGUUUGGUUCAAUCAAUACACACCUAUGCCAGAGGCUAAAAUAAGAGAUACAAAAAUCACUUCAGGGAAAAAGAAGCAGUUUUCAGAUAAUUACAGUCAAUAAAGAGCAUAAAUUAAGAGUUUCAGCAGCUUUUUUACCCUUUUAGUAGUAAAUGGUUCCAAUUUACUGCCAAGUUUGCUUUUCAAAAGCUAUGAGUAAAGGUCUGAAGUGUCUAAAUUUGGCUUUGUGAAAAUGAAAGUAUCCUUUAAAAUGUUUUUCAAGAGUCUCCAGAUAAUCUAGCACCACCGAACGUAAUAAAAAAUACAGAUAUUUGACUCCAAAAUAGAGCAUUUCUUGUUAAGUAUUUCUGGUGGUCAGAUUGGCUCAGGUCCUGCUCCUGCCAGUACGGCAACUCUACCAGGACAAACUGCAUCUAAGGGUUAAAACUCCACUCAUAAACUCUGAGAUGGGUUUGAAGAGUUUUUAGGUUCAAUGGACAUUUAUUUCAUCAAAUCAGUGUGCAAUUGAGCUAAAUAUUAAUUAAAGAAUCAUGACCCUAACAGAACAUGGCAAGUAAAGAUAAGAUAAGAUAUUUCUUUAUUGGUCCCUCAGGGGAAAAUUCCAAACACAGGGAAAAUCCAAGUAGUGACGAGAAGAAGUUGGAGAAACUGAACCAUCAACCUUGAUCAUAACAGCAAUUGCUUUGCUAUAAAAAUAAAGUUAAAGUUUCUGUGUGAGAUCAAGAUAAAAAAAACAGUCGCUUAAAUUAUAGUAAUGCAGUUAUUUUAAUUUAAUUUGAAGGAGCUCCUUCAGCGCUGAUCCAAAACACAACAGAAUCCAAGACAAAGUUUGCUGCAGACAGAAACUGUAACCAAUCAAAUCCAUCUGCACAGCUUAGUCAACCUGAAAGAAGUCUGUACUUCAGUGCAUUUAUCUAUGAUUAGUUAAAUAUUAAAAGCAGACAUUUACUCUUGCUGUGAGUUCAGCGCAGGCUUAUUUCACUGAUGGUUGCUUAUUAAAUGGACUGCUAAAGUAGAUCAAAAUCCAAUACUUAAAAAUAAUCAGUGCAGUAAGAUAAUAUUCCAAGCAUGCAAAUGUAGAUACCUCUGAAUCUGAGUGAUUAGGUUAAUGUAGGGCUUGCCUGAGUAAAUAUUUGUCUCCAGUGAUACUGAGGAUUUCCAGUAAAUGAAAAAGAAGCUCUCUCUGCCUAGGUGAAUGAUGAUUUCUAUCUCCCAUGACAAGAAACAGGAGAGCUGAGUUUGUUUGACCUUGUGAUCAGUGAGAAGAAGCAGAGAUAGACCCUGGAGGAGAAUCACUCACAGAGGUUGGAGAACAUGGGCUUAAACAAAAUCCAGGACUGCAUGAUUCUCUGCAGAACGGGGUGUUUUAUGUCUGCAUGAGUGUAAAUUUGCAUUGUUUUGUCCUUGAAACGAGCCGUUACUUCCGAGAAUUAUCACAAAAAAUGUGGUCAAGAGCGCCUCGUCUGUCUGUCUGCAGACACUGUUGGCUGUGAAAGUGUGUUAAAGUCCAGAGUAAACAGCUUAAAGGUCCGUGUCCACUAAAGCAAACCCUGAGAAGUCCCAGCAGAGGAACAGCUGGUGCUGAUGUAUCCCCCUGUGCACACCUCAUUUCCAUCCUGUGCAGCGCUGCAUGGAGCCACGUGCUCCUGCUGUUACAGGCUGCUUUGAAGACGUCAGAUCUGCAGCUUGUUCCUCUUUGUUAUGUUACAUUGUGGAGGAAAGCAAGAAUUCAGGAAGCAUAUGGUUCUUCUGUGGUGUUGGUUUGUUGAUUUUUGUGGUUGCGGUCCAGAUAUCAGCUUUUAUAUGCAAAGUUUGAUCAGAUUUAUAGAUAAAAGUCUGUUUAUGGAAAAUAAAUAUUUUACAUUUCCUUGCUUUGGACAGAAGACUUCCUUCAUUGUUGAUUUUUCCAACAUUUCUCUCUUUUAAGCUCCCAAAAAGUUUUAUUUACUCAGGUUCUCUAAUCUUAGCAGCGUGAUAGAUAGCCCCAUAUGUCGUGCAGGCUUUGAAGCACAUUUUUGGCUCAGGAUAGUGAGCUGUGUAAAUAAAAUGAUCCUUUCUCUCUCAGUUAUUUUUGUGCAGAUUUCAGUGAGGAGUUCACAUACGAUUUAACAUAUGUAAAGCUUUAAACAGUUUUCCAGCUUUCACUCUAAAACUAAUGCUCUAACUCUUAAGACUAGCCUUAGUUGAGAACUAACUUUUUCUACCACAUUGUCAACAGGCAGAGGGCAGAUGUGUUGGACCCCGUCACACUGUCCAGUUUAUGUGUUGUGUCUUUGGUGACACUUUUGCUGUUUUUGUGUGGUUUUGACCAUAGGCUGUAUAUGCUACCCAUGUGCAAUAGAAGGCUAUUAGACGUCUUUUCUUUUUUUAGACCUAAUUUCAACUGUCUAGAUUCUGUAUAUCUUUAGACAGAAUUUAGACGUUGCACUUUAACCCUUUACUCAAAAACUAUUUAUUUCAAAAAGCAACUGUGAGUUGCAUAAAUGAUCUCCAAGUACUUAAAGCUAUGGUCUACGAUCUGAAAACCAGUUUGGCUGUUGAGACAGAUUUGAAAAACGCAGCCUGCCCCCCCUUCAGUUUGGAUUGGUUGAUUAUUCUGCCUUUUUGCAGCAGAUAUACUGAAUGUUUUUUUUUUUUGUUCUUUUUGAUCUUUAUAUUGUUAGAUUGGACCAUAACGGCCUUAUAAACGGUGUUAUUAAUAAGUCCCAAGCUUCCAAGUGGUAGAUCAUAGCUGUAGCCAAAAUAAUUAUGAUUGCCCUUGAGCAAUACACAGACCUCUGUAAGCCGGCUAGUCUAAACUUGCUCAAAAUUUGGACGUCUAAAAAACUUUCACUUUUAGACCUGUGGUGACCUGAUUUUAGACCAAUCGUCUAGGCUACAUUUAGACGUCUAUUAGACCUCUUUUAGACCAAAAAAUGCUCAGUGGGCUAUGAACAAAUAUGCUCCACCUUCUGUCAGUAUAGGAACUUGAAGCCAACUUGCUCUUGGUAUAUCUAGGAUUUUCUCCACUUCCUGGAACCACCACUUGCGCAGUAGUGUUGUAUGCACUCGGCGGGAGAGUCACUGUGAUGAUGCUCGUCUCAAACAGCAUAUCCCCCAGAUGAUCUAUGCAAUCUUCCUAUGCCCAUAGGCUGUAUCAAGUUUCAAUCAUAAACCCCCUAAUGACUUUUAAAAGUGGAGCUGCACAGAAAAAAGAGGACUUGAGCACAAACCAGUCUUACAGUAACUACAUGUCAAUGUUGUAAGGGGAGAAAAAAAUUGUAUUCUGUGUAGUACAUUUCCAAAGUUUGUCCACAACUCCAUUAAGAUUGCUGGAGGAGGUGGGAUUUAUCACCUAUACUGCAGCCGGUCAUCAGGGGGGGCUGAUCCAUCAGAAGUUCCUGCAUAGAAAAGCCCAGCAAUAGUAGGGUGUAUUUAUGGUGGAUUGUUGAGUCAAACAAACAUGGAGCCCAGAGUGGAGGAGACCUGUAGUCAAAUUUAAAAGAUUUCAGUCAACAUAAGUCACACCAAGGAUGUCACUGGACUUCAUAUCCUGAAUUUCCAGUCGUAUAUUGAGCUGAAUUUAACCCACAACCACUGUAUUUUACAGUACUUGAACUAAAAAUGUCUACGCCUCAACAAACUGAAGCAUACAACAUAUGUUUGACAUUACAGCUAUGACAAAGAAGUUCCCUUUGUUUCUCCCCGUCAUUACAGACAUACUGAGAAUGAUAAAUGAUUAUCCAUCAGAUCGCUGCAGUUUGUCUCAUCUGACGUGUUCAAACGCUGGUGAUGACAACUGAAAAUGGGCGAGUUAACAGCGUGAUGACAACUGAAGUUGGUGUCUGGUUUUAUUUCAGCAAAGUGAGGAGGAAACUUUCACCCUCUGAGUGACUCGACUCCUGUGUAAAGACCUGCUGUCCUGCAGCCCCACUGAACACUCAGGAACAUGUCUCAUGAUCCAGCUCUGUUUGUCUGUCCUUAUUUACACAAAGUCACAAAUGUGCUUCUAGCUGAAAAAUUGUCGUUUAAUUUGUUCAGUAAAUUUAUUAACUCACUCAGUCUGGAGACAGUUUUUAUUAAACAUUGAGAGUUUUUCCAAAGCUCAAUUUAGAGGUUGUUAUUGUAGUGAUAGGAUGGCGUGUCUCUUGCCAGUUAUUUGACUUACAGUUUGAACUUAAAAGAAUAAAUCAAUAAAGAGCUAAACAGGACUGAAAGGUUUUAUUUGAUUUGAUAUGGCAUAUCGAACUUUAUGGCAGGGAGCUUGAUGUUAAUGUUGUGUUUGGGUAUCAUGUUGCUGUUACAGAGCACUGUGCAAAUAUUUAGACUAAUUGUGUUUUCAUGCUUUGGCGAUGUCGUUCAGUCUUCAAACUUUCAUGUCAGUGAAGCUAUUUGAGUGGAAAUGAAAUGAAAAUCAUCUGAGGACUAACCAAACAUCAUUUAUAUUUAUGUUUGAUGAAUAUUUUCCACAAAGAAAAAGUUUCCACUCAAUAAACCUGAAGAAAAUUUCUCUGAACGCAACGGGAAUGAGGGCAAAUGAGCAUUAAAAUGUAAAGUCUAAGGCAGGUAAUGAUGCUUGCAGCUUAAAUCAGCACUUGAACUGGCUGGUGUUGUGCGUUCAAAGGUUAAAAGACUAAGUAAUUCCUAAAAUUUUGUUUUAUAUUGACACAAUAUUUCAACUUUAGCUACAACACAAUUUACGUGAUUGUCUACAAUGAGCAAGAUGAUGAAGGUCAAAGUUUAAAAUCACUUUGACAUCCUUAUGUCACGGUAAGACGCCCUGUUUCAGUGAAAAAGGAUUUAUCAACACCAGCAUUGUUUCUCUCAACCACCAGAUUUGUCCAUGAACUUCACCACCUCUUGGCCUGUCUCGUGUUUAUCCUGCUAAGUUGGGCAAAUGAAAAACAAAGGCUCUAAAAUUAGGCUUGAAACGCAGUUCAACAAAUCACAACACCAUCAUUUGUCAGAUGGUCUUAAUGGGCCGAUAGUUCUUGAUUGUGACAGCGCCUUGAACUUUGUGCCAGUUUGAGGAUGAAAUGAGGAGAAAGAUUAAAAGUUUGGGUUUAGACUUUUUCCAUUUGGCCUGAAGCUGAUGAAGUGCUUUUGAUUAAACUUCCCCGCUGUAUGUGAAAUUGGCCUUUUAUUCUUCCUCAUCAGGAUUUUUCUGUAUCAUGUAUGUUUGACAUAUUAUUAUCUGAUGUUUCUUAUCAGUACAAUGUGUUUGAAUUCUCCUUUGACAGCUGAACACCUGAAUGAUAAACAGUUAUGGUUCAGAGUAAAGCAGCAGAGGUUACACAAGUCCAGAUGUUGCUUUUAAGGGGCAGCUCUGAUGAGUCAGCCUCUGCUCAGGCCUGUGGUAAAUUAACCCUUCCAUUAACAAGAUUUAGUACUAUAAGAAACAAAGCAAUGCUGCAUGACAGGAUACAAAGAGGCAAAACAGGAUAGUCUACACCUAGAUACUGUACAGUACUAGACUGAUGUGAAACCACAAAGUUACCACACGGUACCAUAUGAUUCAACAAGAUACCAUGUGAUGUGUACUGUCAUACACACAGAGAAAUAGGAGUACAUAAGAUACAAUACCUUACAAUCCUAUACCUUAUAAUAUGUAUGAUAUGAUACAGUAUCCCAUAAUACCAUCCCUCAUUGCUGCUGUUGGGCAGAAACCUUUUAUAUCCAGAAGGUAAGCACUGCUUGAGUUUCAUCCAUAUGUUUUUUUGGGGGGCUUUCACACCUACCUUGUUUGGUCCGGACUUUAGGACUUCUCUGUUUAGUCUGUUUAAACCUCCCUAGGACCUUGGUCCAGACCAAACAGCUGGGCCUUGGUCCGACCAUAAGAGGUGGUCUUGAUCCGGACCAAACUGAACCAUGGUCUGGUUCAUGUCCAGUGUGAAAGCAUUAUUUUGAAAGGUUUACGCCUUCAUACCAAAGACAGGAAAUGACACGAGGAGUACAAGUGUCCGUUAUUGUGAGUAAUGGAGACUGUUCACAAACGGGAGAUUUUAAAAUACUGUAGAUACCUCACUAUCUUUUCAAGAGUUUUACAACGCAUACUUUCUCUCCAGAGUCGGUGUUGCAGUAGCUAGCAGGAUUGUAUACUUCUUCUCUUUUCCUGUCAACAACAUUCAAGUUGUCGUCUAAUGAUAAAAUUCUUAAGACGAAUUCAAAGUAGCCUCCUGUACAGCUCUUUAAAUUAUUGCUGUCGGUAGUUAAAAAUCAACAAUAAUAUAUGGGGGGAAUGACGAUUUUAUUAAUGUUUUACAAUAUUCAAGACCCGUGUCACUUAAUGUGUUGAUGUCAGAAGCCGCUGGCCAAAUGACCAAUCAAUGUAAACUACAGACAUGCAAAGCAAGUAGUUGAUGACGAUAUCGUGUAGGUUCGUCAUGUAAAGUUUGUUAGUCUGUUUGCUAUAAUGACAGUGUGAAACCUAAACAGACUGAACCAAAUGUAUAUAAUGUAACAAAAAUAUGGACCCUCAGGUGUGAAAACACCCUUGGACACUUUUCAUCUGUAAAAUGUCAAAAAACCUACUGACAAGCAUGAAGGGAGAUCAAUCGUAUUGAUUCAUGAAAAUAAUAAUAAUGAUAAUGAUAUUAAAAUGAAGUCAGUGGGUAAGGGUGUGUUUUCUGUGCUGGUUUUUAUGUAACCCAAACUACAAUGUGCAAACAGCUAUCGCUCUUGUUCCCUCACAGCUGACUAUGAUCUGCUGCAGCCAGCUACGAAUGUUGCAAAAGCGGGACUUUCUGAAACACUCCUGUGAUUGCUGUUUUACAAACAGGAACUGAGGUUUAUAGCAAAACAACACUGCCAAAAGCUCUGCUUACCAGCUGGGGCUGUUUAUUUUAUUCCCGGAUAUGAUAUUAUCUGAUCAGCAGUCCUCAGAGGAGACGCUCUGAGUACUAGCUGUCUCAAUCAGGAGACUCAUUUACACAAUUUCAUUGGUGACUGAUUCUUGGACUGAAACUUUGAUUUAUGUAAAAGUGCAGCGGGAUCAUUUUACUUUACUGAGGCUCUUAACCUUUUGUUGACUUUUAAACAUUUUGGCAACAAGCAGAAUAACAAUUUAAGAAUAAGUCGACCACCUGGGACACCGAUACAACAUUCAAGAAGCUCAAAAAUAUUCAACAAGUUCAUCCAACUAAAGGCAGUACAGACUGUCCUUGAAAAAUGUGGCUCCCAAAUAAGAUCAAAUCAGAAACUCAGCUUCAAAUUUUGCCAAACUCUACCAGUGCAUAAACCUAAAGAUCCCUCAUAAUUUGCCUCAUAUCUUUGUUGUAUUGUAAGUACAGUUUUGAGUUCAGCUUCAAAAGAAAAUCACAAAUUCAGCCUCUGCAGAGGACCUGCAGCCUCUUAGUUCCCAAUCCCAUUAGCCAUGCAGUGAUGUAACUGGGCAGGGAUGCUUCAGGGAUGAGGCACUGCUCUAGAUGGCUGCCUGAAUGUUGUUUGAGGAGGUAGAGUAUAGACAGGUGCAGGCGUAUGCAGAGGCAGAACACUAACACAAAUAUAGCGAGUGCUCCAGGAGAACCUGGAACACCCCACCUAUGACCUAAAAUAUGACCCUGCAUACGAGAUAGCAGCUGUUGAAGUGUUGUUUAUAACGGCAUGUCUUUGAGAGGUUCAUUAAAGUGGGAGUAUUAUUCGUGUCAACUUUUAUGCCUUUAGUAUGCCUUUAACAGUUCUGGUCUCUUUUGUCCUCUGGCCCUGGGACAGAUUAUAGACAUUUGUGUUGGUUUUUGCAGCCAAUUACAGAGCAGCUGGGGUUUUAGGCUCCUAUACUUAACAUAUUUGACAAAACCAUUUUUGUAUAGUAGGUAGAAGAGGGGGAGUGGUCUUGAUUAUGCAAAUCACUCCUGUUAUUACAUCAUCACAGGAGCAUGUUCAAAUCACCCUGUAGGAAGUAUAUUUUUCCUCGUAAGUAAGCUACAAAAACAAUGCAGAAGCUUUUUUGCCUCCUCCCUUGGUUCGAGAACGUCUAAAGUAGGUUUGAUACAACAAAAAUUCUGUUUUUAUUAUGUGACCUGCACAGAUUAUGAUAAACUCAAGUAAAGAACAUCCACAUUUGAAACCAAAUCAUGAACUUUUUCUAAACCUUACCCAAAUCUGAUAUUUUCUCUGAGUUUGCCUCAUAUCUACAGUUCAUUUUUUUGCAGUUCAGUUGUUGCAGAUGCACUCUAGAGCUCUUGUUUGCCAUUUUGCUGUAGGUAUGAGAGCGUGUUAGAAAAGAAACAAAACAAAAGCUGCCUACAGCUGCAGAAGUGUCCUCCACUUAACCUCACAUGACAAAAGGCUUUAUUUACAGAAGUUUGGCUUCAGUAACAACAGUGAAAAAUCUCUGUUUUCCGCUCGCUACAACUCAAAGAAAUAAAAGGUCAGAUUUAUUCAAUAGGCUCGGGGUGCUUUUGUGUCAAGUUUGUGCAUAUGGUUUCCAUAGUUUAUGACCUGUGUAUACGUGACACCCACAUAUUCCAGCCUGUGAUUAAGCUACAAGCAGUCUUAGCCAACAAGUUUACUCUUUCUGGCUGCAGUUGCAUCAGAUCGACUGAAGUCAAGAGGAACGUGAUGCAUGAAUGAGCCAUAAAGGGAAACACUGAACGUGGACUGCUGCUGUUUAAGUCCAGAUGUUAUUCAACCCCCCCAGCCCUUCAGAAGACAUUGGUUGCACUAUUGAUCAUCAUGAACACUGAUGAAGAAAACUUCUGAAGCUGCGUUUCUAUCCCACAUUUUUAACAACAGUCUUUACCGUAGAUGGGGGUUCUCUUUGAGCAGACUGCCAAAAGGAAUUUCCUCAAUUAUAACUGGGGAUCAUUUUUCAGAAUCCUGUUUUCGUCCCACUCACUUUUGUUGUUUCAGGUUGAUUUUCUUAAUGAAGUCUGUCUGAACAUGAAAAUGUUGAUCCACACUCAUCUGAGUGCCUCAAGUUAUUACCUCGAUGCUGCAGCAGCAGCAGCUGAGUGUGAUGACUAGAGUCCGAGCAGCUGUGUUUUGAUUCCCUGAAUCUGCCAUGUCUCACCAGACCUCAUACAGUCAGCUCUUUAUUGUUUAACUACUGAGGACCAGAAGCUUAUUGCCAUGUAGGUUUUUUGUUUAAUGAAAUGGCCUCCUCUGAGUAUAUUGUUCUCUAACAUUCAAAUAUGGAACAAGUCUGUCAAAUCUGAUAGAUCAUGAGCAUGAAGUGAACUGGGUCACCUGCUACAAACCACCUGACUGUUUGUUUGACUAUCCUGAAUCUUGAAGAGAAAUCAUGACAAUAUUGAUCCCACAAAAAUAAAGCUUCAACAUGUUUUUCUCCCAUUUUUACAGGUACUGGUCUGAUCUGGAUGGAUGAUGUUGCGUGCACAGGAGCCGAAGACACCAUCCACCAGUGCUCGUUUCCAGGUUGGGGCAAAACAAACUGUGGCCAUGUGGAGGACGCUGGAGUGACCUGUGCUGUUUAAACCUCUUACUGACCUGAUGGAGUGCCUGCUUUAACAGUGCCUUAUAUAAAGCAGCUACAAGAUGCACAACAGCCAAUGAUAGCUGAGGGUUAACUACAGCAGAAUGGUUUCCAUUAACCUGCUAAAGGAAGAGCAGCCUUUUUUUUUAGCAACAACCUCCAUGAUGGGCAUGAAGGAAAUCUACAGCUUUUUCUGAGACAUUGACUAAAUGUUGUUUUUUUUCUACAAGGCUGAUUAAUGGAGCAGAGAGAAUGCACAUAUCUUCAAACUUUGCCCUUUUUAUCAUGAGCUGUUACAUGGAGAUAAUCCAGGACAGGACUCUGCAUCAGGGCGGCUUCUUCAGACUGGAGAAUGAAGGUCAAAGGUCAGCUUUGAGGGGCUAAUCCAAGGUCAGGUUUGCUGUUUUGACCUCCAGCAUGAGAAGGAAGCAAAUCUAGUGACUUACUCCUCAAAGAGCCGUCUGUCAUUGCCCGACCUUCAAGCUGGACAUUAACAGAUAAGACUGUAUGAAAGAAAAUAUAUUUUUCACUUAGAGGCAGCUGCUCUUCACAGUAUUAUCUAGGAAUGGCUUUUAAGAGAUGCUGAAUAUACACAGUACUGCUUUAUCAUAUCAGCUAUAGCAUUACAUAGGAAGCAAUCUUUUGGUGAUUUGCAGGUCAAAAGAAGUCAGCGUGGAGUUUCAGCUUCACUACAGUGAGUGUAAAAGGUGAAAAAAUAAAGGUGCACUGAGGAACUUUAUGUCAACAAUAGAGGUUUUGCAUGAAUUUUCCCAAAAUACAUUAAUUAGACAAAAUAUACGGUUAUAUUUAGACAGUAUUCUUGCCAUCAUCUUUUCCAGCUAAGAAUUAAGUUCUCGGUUCAUCAAGUGUAAAAACAAAACCUGCCUCAGCUUCGUGGAGGAGUUUUAAUUUGAACAACUUUUCACUUGCGAAUCACCAAACGAGCUUUAACUUUGUGCCUUUAAUUUUCUUAAUGAAGAUGAAGAAAAAUCUGCCACUAACACAGAUUUCAUAGAGGGUUAUUAUCUUUCACUGCCUUUGACAGAUGAAGCAAUCAUGGAGGAGAACAGAUGAGUAUAAACAGAUGGAUGCAUGGACGCCUGCCCUGCCUUGUUCGAUUUACAGCGGCGGGUCUGUCAGUGUUUUCUGCCAAAAGUUGGGUUGUUCUGGCAUUAAUGUGGAAGUGUAUGCACACACACACAAACACACUCUAAUCCAACCAUAACAGACUGGAGGUUUAUGCCUCUCUCAGUGGGGUUUAAUCUUUAUGGGCUGCCCUCAACUACAAAAGAGCUGGUGCCUCCCAAGUGUUUGCUUCUUCCUCCGAGCCAAGAGACCAGACCAGAGCUGCAGGUUGGACCAGAACCUGUCUUUUUACCCAGUCGUGUUUUAUAUCUGAAGAGGGGAAACAUUUUAGUGCACCUUAAAAUCUGCCAAACAUACAAACCUCACACUGUCCCCCCUGAGGAGCUGGAGUUGAUUUUUUAUACUCAGCAGUUAAAUCUGUCUGAGUGAGCUGUCCUAGUUAAAAGAAGUCAUCAGCAGUUUGGCCCACUUUCCCCUUUUCAUGAAAUUAAUCUGCACAUGAUGUCCAUUCAUGUGUCUCUGCAAGGGAGAAGAAUAAAUGUUGGAUAUGAAUUAAACUUUACAAGGCAUCAGAGCCGCAAUUUACUUUCUCUACCUCAUGUUCAAGUGUCUCAGUGUUUGCAAUGGUUUCUCUUCGAAGCCACAACUCAACCACAAAAGAUGACAAAUUAAAGAAAGGAAAAGGGAAACUUUGAAGAGGGAAAAUGAGGUGAGAAACCAGACUCCGUAGACUUAUGUGACUCAGAUGCAGAAGGGUGAAAUAUUCCCCAGAAAGUUCUGUGGAUAAAUCACUCAGCAACUUCUGCAAAAUCAGGAAUGAUGUUGGAGAAAUCUGAGGCUGCAUCUGAAAUUAUUAAAGGAUCCGCCAUUGUAGAGCGCUUUAUGAAUUAAGAGUGAGAGUUUUGUUACCCUACAUAGUGGACUCAUUGUAGUGCACAACCAAUAUUCAUCAUGCACUGCAGUGCAAAAGAGAAACAGACAGAAAUGAAGAGCAUGGCCAGGGAGGUUGGUAUUUGAUGCCAUUUUGGGGGAAAAUUAUGCAACACUUAAACAAAGUGCACUUCUACCCUCUGCAAUGUGCCUUUUUUAGCAGUAUAGAUAAUUAAAGUGACAUUUUUUUUAAAGCAUACCUGGUUGUACAAAGACCUUACAGUGCUUUGCAUUUGUGUAUUUGCAUUUGAUUUAUUACAUUGUGCUGGUCAUGAACAUAGACUGUAUAUACUAUGGACAACUUGGUUCCGCCUAGUAUAUGGAUUUGAAGCCAAAAAGCUCUCAGUAAUUCCAGGUUUUUUCCACUUCCUGAAACCAACAUUGCACAGUAACAUUAUACGCUCUCCACCACUUGCGCAGCAGCAUUUUACACAAUAGGCAGGAGAGUCACCGAAAGUCGCUGUGAUGACGCUCGGUUGAGCUACGCAAUCCUUGUACACCCAUAGGCUGUAUCAAGUGUCAAUCAUAGAAAGCAUGAACCCCCUAAUAACUUUUAAAAAAUGGAGCUGUACAGAAAAAAGAGGACUUCAGCACAAACCAGUCUUACAGAUAGAUAGAUAGAUAGAUAGAUAGAUAGAUAGAUAGAUAGAUAGAUAGAUAGAUAGAUAGAUAGAUAGAUAGAUAGAUAGAUAGAUAGAUAGAUAGACAGAUAGAUAGAUAGAUAGACUUUAUUGAUCCCAAACUGGGAAACUCUCUCCAAACUGGGAAAUUCUCUACAGUAACUACAUGUCAACAUCACAACCAGGGGGGAGAAAAUUUUAUAUUCUAUGUAAUAAAUUUCUAAAGUUUGUCCACAGCUCCAUAGGGAUUGAUGGAGGAGGCGGGAUUUAUGACCUAUACUGCAGCCUGUCACCAGAGGGUGCUGUUCUCGUGGUGGCUUCACCCAGCGAGGAGGCAGACGGCAUCCAUACUAAAUACAGUCUACAGUCAUGAUACAUAUAAGGGCUCCAGAGUUAACAACAUAAAUCAAACGUUAAUAAAGAUACUUGAUACACUGCUUUACUUCUGCUUAAAGAAAAAAAAAAACACUUUUUACCCUCUGUUCAGUUGAUUUGUACCACUAAAUGCUGUAUAUGCACUGCUGGAAUAAUAAAAUGUAGGUUUGUUUAAA